AUGGGAACAAGCAGUGUACUGGAGGGUGGCUCUCCAGACCGAGUGCCCUCCUGCUUUUCGAACUUCCGCAACAAAUUUUUAAGAAGCCCUUUUCGGUCCGCGGGAACACUCGGAAUUUCUCUCAUUUGUGAUCAAGGGACUCUUUCAGCACCUACAACAAGCAGUCUGGAAGGUGGCGGGCAGUUAGCGCCAUCGCGUUCCGUCGGCUCAACUAGGCGCCUUUCUUAUUCUUCUUCCUCUUCCUCUUCUUCUUCUCCUCAUUCCAAGUCUCUUGGUCUAGACACUAAACCCACAACAGGCAUUCUACGGAUUUCAACUGCAAAGAGAGCUUGUCAGGUCAGUUAAUCUGUUCAAGAUUCACCUCUCACCUAAGUCAAGGUCUGAUAACAUUAUACUGGCAUUGUUAACAUGGCCUACGUCUUGUAUCAGGUUUAAGCAUGUUUUCCUGACCAUGAAAGGUGGCAGAUAUUCAAGCUUACGGUUAAAGAAGUUUUAAUGGAGUAACGCGUCUUACAGAAGUUUCUAAGUAGAGGAGAGGACAAAAAUGAUUAUUCUCUCCUUAGCGAUUGACUUAUACUGAGCUCAAUGACCCCAGUUUUUUAGGCUUUAAACCUUAUAAAUGGCACCAAUAUAAAUAGCGUUAAGCCAAUGUGGACAAAUGUGGAUAAAUGCAGUAUUUUCUGGUGCCAUGAUUUGUUUCAUCAAUGUUCCUUCUGAUGCAAACAUUAAAAUGUUAAACGUAAAAGUGCAUUUUAAAGUUCUUAAUCACCUCAUGACCGUAGCAGUUGGCCAGACGAAGAGAUAGUGAGCGCAUAUUAAUAAGUGCACAGUUUCUCACUGAAUUCCUAUCAGUUCGCUGACAAUAGAAUCGCAGAUAUUUUACCAGAUAGAAACUAGCAUAGAGUACAGAUAAAAGACUACGCAGCGAGCAAAUGUGCGGUCAGGGCUACUGUUGCAUUACAAUUUUGAUGAAAACUUUGACUUAAGGCUGUUAAAGGUAAAAAAAUGUGAAAUAAUAUCGGCAAACUCAUCUAAAUACUACAUUUUAAAAAUCGUAGUAAUUAUCCUCGCCAAAAAUGCUAAAGUCUACGACCAAAUCGUAGCUUCAGGUUCCCAUUACAAUUGGCAGUUGACUUUAAACACAUAUCUGUUUCUAAAACGGUGCUCAAAAUCUUGAGAGUAAUUACUUUCAACGUGAGUUCAGCGCCGAAGUUGCGGCAUCCAGUAACUUUGUGCUGCAUUCCUUUGGCGGAUGUGGCAAAUUCUGUGUGCCGUUAAGUCAUUUUGACAAUCACACCUCUAGUGUUACGUGUUGGGAAACAAUUAUAGGCAUUUUAAAAUGCGUAAAAGUAAAAGCAUUGGAAGCCCUGAAACCUUGGCUAUAAACACAUACAAGCUCACUAAGAAGAAAAAUCUAUUUAGUGAGUUUAAAAUCCGCAUUAAAAUGAAUCAAUAUUCCCAGGCAAUUCCUACAUGAGAUAGUCCAACCUUUAACUGAGGAUUUCCCCGACAACUAUCAACCGAGACCGAAGAGGGUCACUAAGAUAGUGGACACGUUAUCCAUUGACUUUGGUUUCCGAAUAAAGAGAACUCAUACAACAUCAAGUUUUCAUGUGUAUUUUGCAAAGUUUCGCAUCUCAACAUCCGACAUACGGCAGAACACAAUACUAUUUCAUCAGGGGUUUACUGGUUCAUAUAUCUUUCGAGUCCAGAUCUGAACUGCGAUGUAGGCAUUUUCUUUGGAAAAAGCUAUCCUAUUCGCAUACAUUUGCAAUUAAGCCUCCUAAAGCUAAUGGACUAUUCGAAUAAGUAUAGGCUCUAUCGCGUAUUUCGUGGGCUGUAUUAGUAAAUCUGUGAUACUAGAAUGGGAUAUUAUUGGUGUAAAAUAUCGAAUAUUUCUACAAAUUCGACCUUUUCACCAAACAAAAUACUCCCUUCUUUUAAACGAAAUAUUUGAAGAAAGUCAUUUUUAAAAAUGGAAUGUAAUAAAAAUACCGAAGGAGGGGAAUAUAAAUGAAUUUUUGCAUUUUUCAAAUGUAAACGAAAUGUAUCCACAAGACGAGUGGGUGGAAGGCAGCAUGCUGUUUUGCGUGGAUUGAAUUUUGACUCUCUUUCACGUCAAUUCGUAUCAGCAAGUCUUCUAACCGAUCUUACCUGACUUAAAGCAUAUUAGGGAUUUCGACCGGCGCACCAUGAGUUACUUCACAUGAUGAUUCCUGUAAAAAGUUGGUUUUUUGGGAGAUCCAUUGGCGACUUGCAUUUUCUCACCAAAUGGUGAUUGGGAUGUCACCUUUGCAUAAACAUCUAAGGAAAGAUAAGAAAUCCUUGCAUGACAGGUUCGUUCGUUGCCCUAGUUCUUGGCCAAACGGCAUGUUCACUAAUGUCAGAUAGGAAAACGGCCUUCAGUGAAGACCAGUCGCGGAGUGAUUUGACGUUCAUGUCCGGGUAGUAAACAAUUGCAGAGCAACAACAAAAGUGUUGGAUCAUUGCAUACUGACUGCUCCCUAGAAUGUGACAAAGCCCGACGACGCAACUGUGACGAAGUGACCCUGACGUGCUAAUAAGUGUUUGCCCUUGUCGCCACUCCCUCUUGUGGUUGCGCUCUAUCAGACCUAAAAACCAGAGGAUACCAAAGAAUCUGAGAACAACGAACUAAUCGGCCUUUAUGGGCAUGACUCUCAAUGGGACGACAGUGAGGGGCUGUUUAGCUUUGCUGACGAGAACUGGCUGCCUGUUCCUAGCAUCUGCCUUCAGAAUUACCCCCAAAAUGCGUUUAUCUAGUACUGAAUUGAUGAUCUCGCGAUCAGCCAGAUCAAACACUUUCUAGUCAGCUCUAACUUUCGCCACGGGGCAUGAUGGUUGGCCGACGGGUGCUGCUGAAGUCAGCUAUGACUUCGAGUCACGUCCACGCGCGCCUGAAUGCUCAUCUCGUAUUCGCCUCCAAAGUGCCUUGAUGUCGUUAAGAUACGACCGUCUAACGAGGCCGAGGCCCUGGGGACAAAAUUCUAGUCUCGCUUUACAGUUCAGAUCGAAAUAGAAAGCAUCAGCACAUGAAGAAUAUUAAGUCCUCAGUUCACCGGAUAGCUGAGUGGCAUUUCAGCAUCAGAUUGGUGCAAAACCCCCAUCAGUUGUCUGUGUAGACGGUCUGAGCUAGAUCUUACAACGGUUACUACUUUAUGUAAUUUAUACAGGUUUGUCAAUUAGCGAAGACCACAAGAAUUAUUGCGAGUAAUGACUACCAAUAUAAAAAAUGGAUUGUUUAAUAUAUCGGAAGGGGGACCGUGUUGCUACAGGUGUAGGGGCGGCGCCAUGAGCAUAUGUUGUUUUCAAGAUUUUCGUGAGUCUUCGCAUGUACAUAUGGACCCGUCCGAAACCAUGGAACCGCCUAUACCGGGCAUACGUCCAGCUAAAUUACCGAAUGGUUAGGGAUGAUGAGGUUUGUGCGUGGAAAACGAAAAAAUAGACGUCUUUCCCAAAAAUUAUCUCGAAGGAGAUCGCCAACACUCUUACGACAACAAGGAGAUGAUAUUUGGGGCAAUUCAUGGUAGUUAACAGGUUCAUCGUCGUCCACCCCAAGAGUACAGUGCAGCCGUUGUAAAUAUGGCCUCUAGACCUAGAUAACGGAGCUAAAACGGAGUCGAGGUAAGAAAUGUUUACCCGGCAAUGGAGGUGUUUCUCCCUCGGUAGUCGUCUUCGUAUUUGGCAAUGGCAGUGCUUCGAGCUAUCCAUGUUUGACGCCGCUCUUCACUGUCCGUGAAGAAACGUUAUACUCUGCACCGCCGAGGUUGUUUAGGUAAGUCAUUAUCAAAGCGGCAUGGAGUACAGGUUAGUGGGAUUGUGAUUUAAUUAUACUCAUAAAUUUAGGUCAAAUGUUGUAAUUCAUCGUACUUAGUGCGGUUGAUCUAAAUGCAGAACAUGAAACGGAUAGAGCAAUUCCCUAGACUUCAGUUUACGACUGAAAACUAGGACUCGAAUGAUACGAUAUAUUCCUACUCACACUAUGUAGGGUAGGUAAUCCCGGACAUUAACUUCAGUAAAAAGAAGACAAUAGCGUGAUUCGCUUUCAAUCGUAGCUAUACCUGCCGAAGUGAAAUAAAUUUAAACAAUACAUAGUAAGAGUAGUCAUAUUGUAAUACUCGUUGUGCGAGGGUUACGUCCCCCGAUAAUUGCAUUUCCAACAUUUUACCGAAAUAUAUGGACUGACAUAAAUGCGAAGAAUUCGGCGAAAUUAAUAAGAACUGUUAUCGAAUCGUUCCUACUCUUAGUCUUUUCAAAUAUGUGCAGCCAUCUUCACAAUUUUUGUAUAAUCAUUGGGCGACAUUCGCGGGGCAUUUGGACAUUUUAAAUGACUUAUAACCAAAUUAACCACCGCCUGUUUUUGCGACGCAAAAAGUUGAUUAGAAAUCUUAAAGAACAUUAACUGAAAAACUUACGAUUCGUUUUUUUGUGGAACUGUCUAUGGUUGGCUUCCUCCCUCAAAACGAAGGAGUAACUAUGUCCGAUCCAGCAGUACUCCAACUACAGGGAAUGCCUUUGUAGUAAUAAUUACUCAAAAUAUAACCAAAAACCUGUGCGUACUGCAAUAGAUUGACGACAUAACUAGAGCUUAUUUCGCAAAGUUGCAUUAUUUUUCUCUGUUCCAAAGGGCUGCCGCACAGAAGUAGAUGCCCGGGUUCCUCAACACAAAUCAGGUAGGCUAGAAAGAAACUUCAUCAGGUUUCGAGAUUCCGGAGCAAGCAAUCGUUUUUAGGGCUGUUCACUUUCCACCCAAUUGGUACCAUGUUCUGGCCACUGCCCCUAAGACAGCCUGUUUGGCCUAGAAACCCAGCGAUAUUCGAAAAUUAGAUUAUGUUGGCGGAAUGAAACUGAAACCCGGUGAUACUUUCGACCAUAUGGUGCCGACAUUUCUUGCAAAUAAGAAAUCAUGCAACAAGGACAUAUUUGGACUUCUGAAAUUGCAGCUUAGGGAGUUUUUCAUGAAUGGAGUCUGCCGUGCUCUGCAAACCUUUUAAUGUGGUGUGCCAGCAGGCAUACUCCUUAGUGAAGCCUUAAAAAAGACUUGAUGGAUAAAAAAUCAAAUGCGAGAAUUGGUUUUCUGUCAUGCGCCUCCAGACAGACAAACCGACCUUAAGAAAGCCCCAAGAAAUGGCAGGCAGAGUAGAUUAUAAUUAAGUAGUCACUUAUUUCCGGUUUGGAUGAUCUGAUCUCUGUUGUGUGUUUGUGCGCGUAAUUGAGUGUUAAUCGAUGCCUAGGGUUUCGAUACCUACAUACUUCACUGGGCUCAGGAAAAGUCGUACCAAGGAAUGAUCAUAUUUAAGACAAAAUCCUUGAUGACUGCCGAGUUUUCAGUCGUCACAUUAUUUUGUUCCCAGCUGUUUGUUAUUCCGACAUGUCUUUUAAAAGAAUCGUAAAUGAUUUUAACUGAUUAUGAUGUGCUUCCUUAAAUGGCAUCUUUGUAAAAUGGACCGUUUAAAAAGUGUGUUACGAAGCUAAGCAGGAACGCAGGGCUCCCAUUUCAUCAAACAGUCAAACUAUGCUAUCCUCCAGUGAGUCUCGCUCUGACGCUUGGCAGCAUGCGUGAAUUAAAGAGUUUUUAAUCUAGACAACGUCCUAAUUUACAGCAUAAAUUUCUGCAAUGGGAAUUGUCCGUCUGAUUAUGCCCUUAGCCAAAGUAUGAGAGAGGGAAUAACAACCCUCGUGUUAGAAAAGUGCACGCUCCAUCAUACUUCAUACCUUGACGUACUCGGUGGUUACGUGAAAUAAAAAUGUCCAUUUUAAAGGAAGAACAAUGAGACCUGCUCAUUAAAAUGAAUAAUCUCGCCUCAAAAUCAAGUCGGAAAAAGAAAACGCAACGGCACCUCCAGGGAGUCGGUGUCUUUUGAAAAAAGGUGGGAAAGGAAAUCAACAAACUGACGGCGUAUACUGUAGCUUAGAAGUCAUUGACUAAUAUCUUUCAGGACGAUUUUGCGAGGAAAAGGUAAUAAAAUAAAUUUUUGAAACUGGUUAGCAAGGAUGUAAGUUCCAGGCCAAUUCUUCACAGUAACAUGCUGCUUUUCAACCGAGCAAAUUCUGUAAUUUCUAUGUUUAACAAAUCCGUCCCUGGUGAAAGGAAGCUUUCACCCGUUUCACGACGUCCGCAAAAUUCGAAUAAUGGUUUGUGCAAAGAAGGCGCAAAAGUUUUUUAUUCUACGUUUGCAGGAUGCUGCAAUCCCUGCGGACUUGGUAAUAGGAAGAUUGCAUUAUUUCCGUUCUUGCAGUGUUUGCGGUUAAUGGAAGUUUCUAGAUGAUCGCAAGAUUAUUCAUGUAACCUAUUAUUCUCAAGUGUAUUUCUGCUGCCGUCGUUUUGGAAGAUUAUGCAAUUUCGCCUCAGCUGAGAUGUGCAGCAUGCAUUUUUAAAGUCCCGAUAAGGCUUAAAAACAUGCUUGCAAUAUCUAGUAAACAGUUUGAAAAUUAAGGUUCAUCUUCCUUCGGACGAGGUGUUGGACAAAAAUAUACUUAACUAAAAGUAUGCAUGGUAAAGUAAUUUGUUCGUUCCUACUUUCUGUCAAAUGUGGCGUUGUCUGUACUGGCAUAAACGGUCCUCGAAAAUUCUGUGUACUACCUUUAUUCAUACGUUUUUAGAGUGAAAUUUAUACAUGCGACAGCAGAAUCGUAUAAUUUGGAUUUACAUAUUGCAGUUUAGGGAUUCACUUUUAGUUCCUGUCUUCCGUAAGAAAUUCUGCAAUUUCACCUGAGUAAUCCCUUCCAUUUGAAAAUGCGUAAAAGAGUUUUCGUACACUUUUCACGAGUUUUAGUGCAUACUGUAUUUAUGCAAAUUCCUUCGGGCAGUCAACAGCCUGUUGUAAUUGAAUGCAACCGCGCGGUGCAGCAUACGAUAGGAAAGAUUAAAUGUACUGAUUCCAUACAGCUCACCUUCUAUACCUCUCGACAAACCAAUGUAGGCAGCUAUGUUGAGGUUUAACAGCGAAAUACAAGGUGCUGACCGAAAAGAAAGUCAUACUUUUGAUACUCCUAUGAAGGGAUGAUUGUAACACCCACAAAUGCCUAUGUCACCUCCUAGCGAUUAGGUAAUCCUUCUGAAGUAGGGCUAUAACAGGAAGAGUUCUUGUCCUUGAUGUUAAUCUGAUUGGUUCCGGUAACUCCCACAGUUCCUCAAAGUAUUUGUGUACAUUGAUAACUAAUUGCCGAAGAAGAUCAGCAACAAAGAGAGCACCAGGUAGGCGAACAUCGAUUCAUUGUAUUUCAUCCUUUUAUCUGGAGAAAAUAUAGAGUUUUAAGGACAUUUCGCCGAGUUUUGAGUUUUCGACUUUGGCAGCCAUUUAGAACGAGUCUCAACGGGAGUAGAUAAAGAACCGUCGAGUAAUAAAAGCAAAAAUAGUGCUAAGGGAAAUAUUAAGAAUCUUUUGAAUAGCUUAAAUGUUUAUAAUUUGUACAGGUCAAACCCAUUCUUACUACAACAGCUAUGAAAUAAGUAAUCCCAUAGCUAAUACGCAUAUAUCGUAAAACGUAAUCAAGCCCACAACUUCACACUUUUCCUAAAGAGCCUGUUGUCCAACUCUGUGGCUUUCUUAUUUCCAUAGUUUGUCUUAAUUUAAAUCAUGUAGCGUUAUUAAACCUCGAAUCGUUCGGAGUUGUUGUAGGAAGGAAAAGGCACCGGAAACUGCUGAUGAAGUUACGACAAUUUUCAGAUAAUAGAAUCUUGGUGUUUUACCCUAAAAGUUCUCUCACUCUAAUGAACUUGGUUGUUUUUAGCCCAUGCGAACCCCGAAAUCAAGUCGCUCAAAGCACACCACGACUGCCAUUCCGGAUCCAGUCUUCACGCUAUUUGCCUUUCUUGCACGUCAGGGUGUUCAUGUGACCGAUCUCUUUCGCCGUCCCGGCAACAUCACCCAGAUGAAGGUAUCUUUUAGCCCUGCUCAAGAACAGGGUAUCUUGAUUUUUUGUUAAUUGCUGGCUGUUGUUUUUAUUCACGUAUUUUGGAAGCUUUUAGGGAUUGAUCAAACAAAAUUAGUUUCAUGCUAAUUCUGUCUUUUGCUUGUAAAAGCGUUCGUAACAACUUCUGCAGAGGGUAUAAGGCUCUAUCAAAAAUCGCGUAAAAAUAACGUUCCUGAUUUAUCCUGGUUGCAGGAGAGAGUAAGAGCUAUUUCUUUUUGCCUUGAAGCUCUGCCCUAGAAACUUCAUAGCUCGUCCACGACAGCAUGCAAUCACUGUAUGUCAUAGAGAAAAGGGAGCGUGGCAGGGUCACUUCUGGCUUAUUUUCCUCAUUAUUCAGUCAUACGUUAGUCCCGAGCAUGAAUGCCCCGUGAGUUAGUACCGAAUUAGUUGUUUAUUGAGCACUGAUUUACUAUUUGCUACAGCCUGCGAGGGCGUUGGAAUCCCUCAGUCAGGGAGAACAAGCACGUUAUUUCCUUCAAUCAGACCGGAAAGGCUUCACCUCCACGUGCUUUUGAAUAUUUUCGACCGCAUUGGACAAGAUGAACGUUGUCGACUUAGAAUACUUGAGAAGUCUGCCAAAACAUCUACGAAUUACGUAAGCCUAGUAGUCAUCUGGUGGAUUCUAGGGGAAUUACUUAGGAAAUCCUGCCUGGGCAGUCAACUUACUGUAACAGAUUUGGUGGAUUCCAGACGUUGCAGAAGGUUGGGCGGGUAACUUGAUCCAAAUGUGAUUAUACUCGCGUCAUCCGACGGGGCCUCGUAGCUCAAGUGGUUAGAGCGUUGGCUGUACCAAAGCCUUCCCCUUGCUGCGUGGGUUCGAAUCCCACCCAGUCGCCGAGUUUUUCACAAUUGGGUCAAUGUGAAUUAUUCAAAAUCUGCCAAAACAUCUAUGAAGAUGAACAUUGUCGACUUAGAAUAAUUUAGACGUCUUGUUUAGGCCUCAAACUGGAAGAUGAUGACUCAGUCCCAAAAUAUGUCAUUCAAAAUUGGAUAAAUGUCGUGCCAAUACUGCUCAUAACGGCAACAUGCUAGCGUUUGAAAAACGUGUCUAAACAUAUACUUUUCUACUAAUUUUCUGUGGUUUAACUAAUUUGGGCCCACUUUUAAAAUUGGUACAGAAACACUACUUUCAUUAGUUUGUUUUGUGAGAAAUAUGGUUUCUCUAGAGUUAUACUUGAACUAAGGGCGCCUUUCAGAGUUGAAAAAUUAACUAGUUACUGUAUACAUUUAUGUAGACACAGCCAGUAUCUUCCUAUAUUUUCUAGGUUUCCGAAUUACACGCCACAUUUUUUAUCUAAAGCGAAUUGACUAGCAUGCUUUGGUCUGUGUGCAAAGGUCUUCGGAGGCUUAGAAAUUAGGCUGCAAGUAGAGACCAUGUACGUCUCAUAAGCCGCAUCUCAUGUCCAACAUUUAGCAUCAUACGAUGCCUGCAGAACCAUUAGAAGGUAUACAAAUUUCAUCGGGGAGCUACUGCAUUGGUUCAGACAUGGCAAGUAGACAAAAUUUGUGCUGUCUAAAUAGUCAUUUUCCCGUGUUACAUACGCAAGUGACUGGAACCAUACUCAAGUAAAAGCGGCAUACUGCUGCGUGUGAUACAUGCUGAUCAUUAUUUAACUCCUACCUAGACAGUGCCUUUUGUUUGAAAGCAUAUUUACGUAGCAUGCAUUUUGAGCCCCGCACAGAUGAAAGAGGAAGGUCGGUGCAUAUACGCCUCUCGCACUCUACACUCUUUUGGGUUUCAGAUUAUUCACCUUCCCAUUCUGACCAUACUGGCCUGAACAGCUGCAUGCGUGUUUGCGUCAGAUGUUUUCAGGGCAAAGGCAGAUUACCCACCUACAGAAUGUCUUACAGCCGUGCGAGAUUAUACCCCUGGUCAUUCGGUGCGUGUGCACGCUACAGAUUUGUAGUCAGCAUCUUUACACGAGCAUUCACUAACUGUCAUGCUAGUGCGUGACCGUGUGGGACAGAACCUCCCAGCCCUGGGAGUUUGAAAGUCAGGUAGGCGUAUAAAGGGAUUAUGAUAGCGUGGUUUUACUUCGGAGAUACAGCCAUCUCAUCAUUUACAGUUUAGGGAUUCGCCAAUCUUUUUGGUUUUUUAGCAAAUAGCUAAUUAACUGUUGAAUAAAGCAAACCUUAGAUAGUGUAGCGGACAAAAACAGGGGACAACGUGAAGACCAUUUGUUACUUACUUGCCAGCAUCCGUCAGCCUUACCUCGCUUGAGUCCAGCCGCUUUACAAAUCACAAACUGGGAAAAUAACUGAUUGAUUAACAGCAUUUGCUUAUUCACUUUUGAUGCCUGUAUUAAUCCGACCCUUCUAUCCAGAAAGGAUGCAGAAAUAUCCUAGGAAUACACGGGUUAUGUUUAAAAUAUGCAAAAUUGGUUAUUUUGCAACACUAGGGGAUGUUUUUUUAAAAACAAAAGUUGAGGAAUACAUAUUAUACAAACUAGUACAGGGAACCAGUUACCUGUUCAUACUGGACAGGAGAAGACUGAACGCACAAUACUGGAAAUAAUAUCGAGAGAGUAUAUACUACUUGUUUCAUUAUUUUUGCGAGUGGGGCGCACUCAGGCGGCCAGAAAUAUUUCACAGCCACAAGUCAGUCUGCUAUCAUCUGGGAAUUAACUGGCAGUUAUUUCCCGUGCUAGUCAGUCUCAAAACAUCAUUACUUAUUUUUUACUUGCAAAUAUAACCUUUAAGUGGAUUGCAGCGUGCCGAUUUUUCUGGCCAGAUUUUCUUCCUCCGCGGCCUCAAGGUAACGUCUUUCAGGCCAUCUGCGGACAGGUGACCUUUUAGCCUUUCCCUUCUCCGCCUGUCUAACAAGGCAUGACGAGGAAGUUAGUGGAUACGAGAAGGCAGAUAUUUCCUUAAUCUUUACUGUUGGGAAUAACUCUGGCUUAAAACUCAGGUAGACAUUUCGGGGGCUGAUGCCUACCCGAAGCGUGAACAUCUUUCGUCUAAACGCUCUGUCUGCUUGGUGUUUUGGCUGGCGAUGUCCAUGAACUUCGCGCCAGAAACGUGUUAUAUAGUGUCUGCCAUUAGCCGAAAAUUUUGAUCAUCACGAUCCCGAUAGCGGGUAUCGGUUGCGUAACGUCGAUUGUCUUACAUUCAGCGAACGUUUCGCUAUUCGCUAACAUUUGAUGUUCAGAAAACUGGCCCGAUCUGCGCUAACUCAUGCUAGGGUAUUCAUUACUGCGAUAGCGUUUGAUGACAGUGGGACAUUCAAGAAAGGCUUUCCUUGGUGCCUCAGGAACGCAAAGCAGUUAAAAUAAUCAGAUACCAUGGGUCUGUACAAACCUGUUAUUAUUUUGAAAUGUUGUAUCUGGUCUAGAACUAGGAAGAAAGCUGAGCUCAAAUGACGAAUUUCAUGCCGUGACUUUCAUUAUUUGGCUACAGUAUUGUUGAUUUCACUUUUUUCCAUUGACAGAUGAAGUCGCUUAUAGAAAAACGCGAUCGUCAUUUUCAAUACAUACCAAAGUUUUGAUAAUGUAAUCAUACUAAAAUCUUUGUCUACUUCUUCACACACGAGUCACAAACUGCCUGUGUAAUGAUGAAACUGAAGUGAUUUUCAUCCUAGAAGUUUUCUGACUUCUAGAUUGGUUCUGCUGCAAACUGCACUCCUGUGCUCAAGAGAGCCCAUAUAUUAUUUGAACAUAUUCUGUUUCGGAUCCUAACUUUGUUCCCUGCGGUACGUACCUUUCCAGUAUAUGUCGUUAAUAAGUGUCGUAAAUUUCCACAAUGAUGGGAGACAUUGCGCCCUGAAAGGUCGCCGUUGAUAUUGAAUUUUAUAUAUUAAUAUUCAAACCGGGUCUUAUCAUCCGCAAGUUUGGAUUACACCAUUUGAUAGCUGUAUUCAUAUAGUUUGAGUCGUCCGUCGAAAGUGACUCCGUAAGCCUCUGUAGGUUUACACAACCAUAAAAAACGAUAUUUAAAGUGAGACUGAAGAAAGAGAGCAAUACCGGGUACCGGCUGGUCGGUUUUAUGGAGAACACAUGGAUUACUGUGAUAAAAGUGGUCAUCUUCCAUUAUACGUCUUUCAAGCACCGUCAGUUGUACUGUUCAUGAUUUAAUGUGCUUUUGGUAACGAACUACUUAACUCUCUGGAAUUGCUUUACGUAGGAAAACGUUCAUCCGGAUUCUUCCCUGAAACUAGGGAAUUUAGACAAAACUUUUGUUUUUUUCAAAAAAGUUUCCAGUGUUCCUCGUCAUACAGGGUCAUUUGCGUAUAUUUUUUGCGCUGGAUAGAAGCAGUUGGUGUGCAUAUAGUGCAACACCAGACUUCAUUAAGAUUUAUGAACUUAAAUAAGAUGAUAUUUCCUCUUAAGGGAGCUCAAAACCAAAAAAAUGUCGCGUUCAUUCGGAAAUUGGGAAGUCCUCGUAUGCCAGUAUUGUCGCAUGUUAUAUGACAGAAGCUUGCUAAACGUUAAUUGAAGUUCGUAAGUUCUGAUUUGUAUGCCGUGGGAGCCUUAUUUACGCUGGAUAUCUUUUCAGGAAACCUUCAAUGUCUCACUCGUUUAUAUACUUUGCAAUCUUUUUCAAAAGUUUACAUGAAACCAAACUUCGGUUUUAUUAAUACUGACAACGGCUAAUGCAUAAAGCCAUACAGUAGGCCGGACAGGUAACUUUCCGCAACCGUGAUCAAACUCACUACUCCCGGCCAGGGCUUCUUAUCACAAUUGGUUAGGGCGUUAAUUAUUGCCCUCGCAGGCUGGUAUACGCUGGCAAUUCUCUGGUACCUGAUUCCCUGUCGGUGAAUGCGCCUGCACUCCCGAUAGGUGCACAAGCUGUGUGCAUGGUUGCCCAGUGACUCGUACCUCCUUCCUCUUUCUGACCCACUUUUGUGGUUGGUUAAAAUCCUGGUCAAAUCUUUGUUAUAGGCCUGGGGGUGUGGCGGUACGCCUAGGUGCGGCUCCGGCCGUGACAGGCACCUGCGCACCCUCUCGCCCCCAGUCUUCUUGACUAUGUCUUGACACCGGGCCCAGAUGCAGGGGAGGAGAGCGUGCGAUAGACUUGCGCUCAAGUCACCGUACCUGCUCUUAUCUUGUUGUGCAGCACGCGGCGGACAUCGUAGACAGCGAAGGUCGAACUUCCGUGUGGUUAGAGCGUUGGCCGUACACAAGCUCGGUUUACUGUCGAUCUAAAUGCUUUCGGUUUUACGUUAUUGUAAAAAAGAUCCGCCUUCUUAUACAUUCCUAAAGUCCCGAGAUUUUUGAAAAGGAAUUUUAUGUGAAAGUAUUUUAUUCGUUCAUGUUUUUCCCUAGCCUUUGAGUUUUUUUCGCGCGUGUGAGAUAACAUAUGCGCCUUGUGAGGGGUCUGAAGAAACCCAUGGUCUUUAUUUAUACGCCGGUAGUCAACUUAAUUAUCUGAAGUGAAACAGGUCUAAAGCCGGAUUAUUCCGUCUUUAUUAAAAUUCUUAUCGAGGAAGAUGGUUUGGCGAUUAACUGCUCAAAUAAGUCUGUAUUUUUUCAAUAAAUCGCUUACUUUUAAUAAACAUAAAACGAUGCGCGGCUGCAUAAUACUCACAAAGCAGCGUUUCCUCAGUGAGUUCUUUUGAAUGCCAGCAGACUGUGGUUUACUUGUGAAGAUGCGGUGGCCACCCACACCUUCUAAUAAGCACUUUUUGAAAUAAGAUUGAGACCACCUAUAAUUUGUGCAUCACGGCCCUGAGUGCGUAAGUUGAAGUGUCCGUCCCGUCUUUUCUCAAAACUUCAAUUUAUAGCUAUCACAGACAGUCGCUUAGCCACAAGCAAUCAAUGAUGCGGAAGGUUUGCUUGCAAAGACGAGAGAGAUUCGAAUGCACUGAUGCAUUAUUAUUUCCACUUAGGUUCGAAUAUUCAUAAUUGUGACCGGCAGAGUGUAAUCACGAGGUCCAGACGUUUGAGCCUUUGGCUUAAAUACACAAUGGAAAACUGAUUCUGGAACAUAAUCCCGGGUUUUACCGGUCUGAGGAUAGGCUGUUGUUAAAUAAGGACAACGACUGAUUUAUUGAUGGCCAUUGCAGUCUUGCUCCUUUUCAAUAUUCUCAAUGUUUAGGUGCCUUAAUGAAUCUAGGGGAGUAACAGCACAGUCCAGACAUAAAGCAUUGCGCAUUUAGUUUUCCGAGUUUCCUCGGCAUCUCACUGGCACUCAGGAUCGGUUGUGCAUUGCAUCUUUUACCAUCAGUGUAUUCUCAAACCCCACUUUAUAACACGACUCGAGGAAGCAAGUCGAUAAGAAGAAGCGAACAUUGCCGUAUUUUGAUUUUUAAGAUUGAGCAACAUACUCCUUCAUAUUUGCAACCGCGUACGAUGCCUCUUUGGAAAUUUAUUGGCGCCGUUGUACAAUUACGCACAGAUUUAAAAGGUGUGUAUGUUGCGAACAAUAGUUGUAUAGCAAUCCUGACGAUGUUGGCUUAAGCGUAAUCGGAAGGCGUAGGGACCUAUUGCUUGCCCUGACUAACAAAGAUCUCUGUACUUUUCCUUAAUUUUUUAAAGACCUUGAUAAAGUUUUCGAAGGAGAACCGCCUUCCCAUUUAUCGAUGUUGUUUUUCAUCGAAGUUAAAUUUUGACUUCCAAGGCGGAUUAGACUGGAGGACAAAACUUAAUUAUAAAGGAGUUGUGGCUGAUUUGGAUCAUUCUUUUGAUCCAGUUGUAUGUAACUUGGCGGCCUCGGGCGGCAACGGAAAGCUUUAGUACAGCGCUGGCUGUUAGGUUGGCGUAGUAGCUUUUAAGGAAAUAAAGGCCGAAAGUGGCAGGCUUUAAGCCUAACAAGGAGAGAGUUGGACGACUUCAGUAGGUGCAAUUAAUCCAGACAGACUCUAGAUGCCAGCUAAAAGAUAUACAAUGCAAAAGCAUACCAGGUCAUCAAAAUGGCUGACACGCAAUGUGUUAAAUGCUCAUCAAAGCCUCCCCAUGAGAAGUAAACUCCCCAUCAGCAUUGUAACUUAGACUCAUUAGCGAUACGAGGACAUCCUUGUCGUUGUCCGUUCUUAAAGUGGUGCAGCUCAUACACUUGAGGAAGAAGAAGAAGACUACGGCUAAUCAUUCUACGAUUAAUAUUAUGUGUUAACGGAUACCCUCCUUAGUAAGUUAUUUGAUAUGGUUUUCACUUGAUAACCAGCAACUAAUAAAUAUAAAUAAAGCCUGGCUUAUCGGCCGUGAAACAGGUAAUGUUGAACUACUAACCUACUACUAUUUUUUGCAAGCUACUGAAUUGCUUUGGUAGUUUUUGCUCCAGCUGCUGGACUUUCUGUUCUUUCCAUUUGUCUAAAUUAGAUAGCCUUUACCUGUUUUCCUCGGCACCAUCAACCCUCAUAACACAGGGUACUUUAAAAACGCAAGAGAUUAGAAAUUUCAGCAGUAACUGUGGGAUAGAUGACUAAUAGGAGAAACGUCGCUGCAUUUUCACGGCCAAAAUCAAUGCUGUCUAGUGCCUCGACGAAAGCAUUACCCCACCUAUCGUAGUUGAAUUUGAACUCUUAUUGGCUAAAAGGUUUAAUGCAGAAGUUUACGAUUGCACAGAAAAAACCGAAAAGCCUUAGACUGCAUGUACAAUCACAUGAGGGUGGACUGUGGUGUAUACGAGAGGCAUCUUGAAAGUUUAAAAGCGAAUCAUUAUUUUCAGAAGCGGAAAAAAUUUGUAGUCAGUUAGCGUCCUCUGUCUUUUGCACAUAAACAUCUCUGCCGGUAAUCAGUCUCUGAUGAAGGCAAUCUUUGCGUUGGGUAACGAAAUUACGAGGGAAAAUCAGUUUUGCAGUGAAAUAUUUUGGGAUUUUGGAGUGACCAGCACGCCCGCUCAUAUUUAUUCCUUACAGGAGUAUUUGGGUUGAACGAAAAUCGUAAAAAAGACUGAUAGAAGGGAACAGUCACAAGUUAUUGAGGGCGAUUUAAUUCAAAAAGUUGUGAAACUCCUAAACAUGCAAAAUAUGUAGAACAAGCUCUCAGAAAGUGAAGUUCCAUUCAAUUUUCUACGAGUAAUUGACCUCUUAAAUUACUGGAUGACUGUUUUUCAUGCUAUUUUACUUAGCUUUUCCAGGUCUUCACUUUAGUGGAGUAUGCUUCUUUCAAAGCGCACACAACAGUAUUCCUUUCCGUUCUUAACUAACUUGAUGAUUUUCCUUUAAGGCUGAAAUUUUUUAAACACUGCACACGUCCUCAUGCUCAUGUCUACCAUUGCUGCUGCUACGAGUCGGCGACCAUUUUCAGCAUCACCCAACUACCGCUGUCAAAGUUGAUUCAGUGCCCUAUAUACUUAUCCAUACUUUCCCUGAAGGCAUAACCUUUUGCAUGCAAUCAUUUUUUAGUGGAGAUUUACAAAUAAAUAACUCGACUUGCAGUUGUAAAUGACGAAUUACGGAUAGUUUUGUCGCCUGUAGUAUUUUCCUAUGGAAGCAGGCACCAAAGUUGUACGAUAUGAUGCACACAGUAAAUAAUGUAAUUGAGGCCCGAGAGAGUGUACGACUUCCGCCUGGUCUCUUUUAACUUUUAUUAAAAGUUGUCGUCAAGUUUUCGGUGUCGACUAAGAGAAGAAAAGGUGUACAAUCCGAAAAUUUGACCUACUAUCUGACUCUAAAGACGGCAAAAGCUAUGAUCAUUCCCUGUUGUCAGUGCCAUAAAAUCUUUUAGGACAAGGUGGACGCAUUUCCUCACAUUGCUGUUCUAAGUAGUUCGAAUUCUUUCUAACGUAUGAGGUGGCGGUUACGGCAGACCACGAAAUGUCGUUAUUAUCGUUUAAAAAGUUGUUCAAUUUGAAUAUUUUUUUGUUCUUAUCCUUAAGUUCAUAUUUUUGACGACUUGUUAAUAUCCAUUAAGCGCAUGGGCAAAAGACGUUCCCUGACGCAGUCAGUAACAGUUCUUGUAGAGUUUUCUUCACUUAUCCGGAGAAUACAGUUGUUGCAACCAUGAAGAAUUUGGCACUUUUUAACCACCAUUUUAUCCUAAAAUGUAUUUGGCCAACCCACAACACUAUUUUGCGUCCCUCAAGCCUCCAGGCGAACAGGCUGCUCUCAGCCGCCUCGACACGCUAUUGGAACAAGGAGUCCGUGGAUCAAUGAUAAGGGCGUUGGGGUUCUAACCAACGGAACGCGUGUUCAAGCUUCAGGAAUGGCAAAACCUGGCGUUGUGUAUGACUGACUGAGGUCGAAUAAUAAGCCAGAAAUGUCUUUCAGUCUUUUCUGUCUUUAUCGGUAAUGUGAACCAAUAAUCGAACUUCCUAAAUAUAUGUUGAAUUACAGUUUUAGUCAAGUUAGAAUGCAAUGCGUGAUAAGCGUGAAGACACCAUGACAUACUGGGUUUCGAGUAACAAUCAUGAAUAUGUACAGUAAAUAACCGAUCUCAUGAAAUGUUGGCCGCUAUUCUGAAAUCUUUUUUCGAUUAGGAAGCAUUACUAACUUGAGAUUGUAAUACUGAUUAUCUUGCGGCGUAAUCCUAUAAUGUUUCGGACUCGUCAGGAUGUUGGCCUUCGAAUACACUUCUUUUUGACCUCCUGUAAAAACUGCACUUGGUAAAAAUGACCACUAGGCAGCAUGCAUUUUUCGCUGAUUUUCGGUGGCCUUGUAAAUUUAAAUAUAUCUUGUAAAACAUGCCCAAAAUAUGCGUCCUUUUACUUACUUGGUACUAAAUCACGUAUAUUAUACACGGUAUACUGGGAGAAAUAGUACUUUUGGUUUUAAAAAAGUUUCUAAUUAGGGGAUGUUUUAAGACCGUGAAAUGUCCAUUCAUACAGCUUCGUGUCCGUCCGUUUAUAAAUGCUCCCGAGUAAGUAUACAACGUAAUCCACAUCCACUGCAAAAUUUUAUGAACUCUACACGAUAUCUUCUGAAGGACAUAUAAGAAUAUGCGACUUUUUUUCGCGGAGAGCAUGUAUCUUAUAGAAUGAAAUCGAUAAACGCCAAUGCAAAGGCUGACCUUGUUCGACAUUAUUGGGGAAUCGGAAGACUUUUCCAGAAUCUUAAUAUACCCUUUCUUAAAGUGUAAAAUGUGAAGACAGUGCGUGCUUCCACCAAAAGCAUAUUUUUAUAUAUGUUUACUAUAAAAUUUAUUUGAAUUUAUAAGGCCACUGAAGAUUAGUGAAAAGUGCAUGCUACGUUAGUGGUCGUUUUUUCCAAGUGCAGUUUAUACAGGAGGUCAAAAAGAAGUGUAUUCGACGACAAACAUCCUGGCGAGUCGGAAAUAUUAUAGGGUUACUCCGCAAGAUAAUCAGUAUUACAGCCCCACCUUAGUGAUCCUUUCUAAUCAGAAGUCCGUCCAACAUUUCAUGAAUUCGAUCGCGGCUGUAUGCUGGUCACAAAAAUCUCAUUUCUCUACUAUUAAGAGUUCUCUCUGACCGUCUGUUUUUUUCAGGAGACUGAAAUAUAGGAGUGAGACCAAGCUUGUUACUUUAAGGAACACGCAUUUGUUUAUGGUGGUGACUGUUUUGUCAGAAUUAUUUCUUUCCUUUAGAGGCAGUUAUAGCUAGUAAAGUUCUUUUAGACAUAACAAGCAGCCCGUCCUUACAUUACUUGACAAUAUCGUAUCAUGAAAAGGUUACGCGAUAUUAAUUAGCAUCGUGCCACCUUAAUGUUUCAACAGCACCAAUAACCUUCGAAACGAUAUGAGAAUUUGCAUCUUUUUACAACUUCUACGUUACCUGAUAAACUUUUUAGAAAACAUUAGAAUAGAUUUGGAAUAGGCCACCGAAAACUGAGAGCAUAAGAAUUCGGAUAUAGUUAGGCAAAUAUCCGGCUAAGUGCUUUGAUUUUAAUGUUGAGUUUAAAGAAGGUGGAGUUUGAUAAGAUUUUCUCAAUGAAGUGGAUUUCUUUUAAUCCUUUCUGGGAAACCCGAUACGAUUUACAAACGUAGAUGUGACUAGAGCCAUUGUUUUUUUCAAAAACGGCGGUUGCACAGGACACCGGGGAGACUGAAUUAAAAAGUUAUUGUCCAUAAUGUGCGCACCUAUCAGUGAUGGUAGUGUUUUAUAGCUCCAAACAUAUUUUGCGAUUUCGGUAAAGGUUUCAGAUAUUUAACGCAAACCAUCUCCCUGUCAGCGCUUAGAACCUGGCUAUCUUUGCUACCUCCUACAGGCUAUCAGCUCUCAGCUGGCCGUGGGUGAGCCCGUGGACUGGUCCAUCUAUAAUAUUUACACUGUUGCUAACGUGGCCAAGCGAUUUCUCCUGAGUGUACCUGGUGGUCUGCUGGGUGAACACAACGAGCGGAGGCUCCUGGCAACUGCGGUCUCUUACUGUCUGACUGAACAGGGACAGCGAAAGGAGGAGGAGACUCCGAAGCAGGGUCAUAUGCAGUCGCACCAUCGCAACCACCACCACCACCAUCACCACCAUCAUCUGAGGACAUCUGCUGGUGUGGGUGAGGGUGCAUUGUCAGUGCCCUCGAAACUGAUGCAUGCGCCCGGAUUUCGACCCAUAGAUUCCGUCGCCGGUGGACACCUGUGGAUCUCACCCUCCUUCUCCGACACGUCAGGCUUCCUGACUGAUUUUGGUCUGGGCCCUCCAAUGCCCUUUGAGCAGACUCAAAUGGACAUCUUCGUUGGGUAGGUUUCAUUGGUUAGAGCGAUAUUUAUCUAAGUAUACGGCCUAAAGUGGAGCGUUAAACGGCUUAUUUUUGACCUUUACAGGCCAAGUAAUUGACGUGUGAGUCUCAGCGCAUGCGUUAGGGUUGAAAAGCAGUAAGAAAUAGCCAUUAUCAUCAGUGGUAGAAAAGAUUAUGCGUCGACAUGACAGCACACGACACACCGGCCGCCUGGUAACGAGCCAAAGGGACUCGAUAAGUGUCGUUGUUAUUGGCAAAGAUGGACAGGGCAACGGUACGAAGAAGGACCCCACUUUACUUUCGGUAGACUGUGGAUCAUGUCAUACGGGAUUGGCGUGAAGGAUAGUUCUACGGGUGGGUCAGCACACUAGACAGAAAGCUGGCAAAAUGCAUGAUGACACAGAAAUUGUUUAGAUUUCUCCUGAAAGACUCAUCGUACGCUUUCGUACGACGACAGGAAUGCAGGAAGUAACUAAAAAACAGACGAAAGUAAAUUUCGAAAAAUAAAGGAGUUUGAGUGACGGCCUGAAGUCAUGGGAAGCGAUUGUUAUUGGCAGUGUAAUGUCUGCAAAGGGCUGCGAAUGGAUGCCAAGUUAAAAGCCCCUAUGACGAGAUUCAAAGUAUUUGAAGAAGAAGAAGAAUCGAGCACCGGAACAAUUCGUUUAUUAUCCUGAGCUUUCAGACUCGUACAGGAGUCCAUCGUCAGAGGUAGUGGCAGAAACAGGACAAGCGGCAGUUAUAAGGCACGUAGACCCAAUCAUCGACCGACGUCGCACGACUGGAGGUGACUACGAAGGGCUCUGUACGCCGGCGCCAGAUCGAUAAAUCGAUUGACCGAGUUCUCAUCCGAGGCCCAGGCUUCAAUCAAUUCUCGGCCUGUUUUGUUUCCGGCGUGGGCGACUAUUUUUGGUGGCUGCGAAGUCAAACUCGUGACCCAUUUCGUAGGUGUGGGCAGCCACUUGUGACAAUGCGUCGCCUCGCCGCACAGCCAGCUUAUGUUCAUGUAUGCGCGAUCCCAGCAUGCGUCCAGUCUGUCCUGUGUAAUUACAAGGACAAUUUUGACACGGAAUGCGAUACACUACUCCAGAUUGCUCUUCAGGUUUUAACCGGUCUUUGAUCUUCAUGACCCUGUUGCGCAUGGUGGCUUUGGGGCGGUGUGCGAUUCCAACCCCUAGCUCCGCAGCAAUGCGCUCGGUCGCUUCUGAAACACCCUUGAUGUAUGGCAGAGCAUGCCAUAUCGUCGGUGGCGUUGAUGUUUGAGUUCUCUGGUGGCGACCGCGUAGGCAGCGACUUACGAAUGCCCUCGGAUAGCCAUUUUGCACAAACUGGUCGCGGAGAUAACGGGCCUCACGCGCUCUGUCUUCCAGUUUGCUGCAAUGAGUUUGGAUCCGUUUGAAGAGCGUCUUCACACAGCUUCGUUUGUGAGCCACCGGAUGGUUGCUGUGAAAACUGAGAAGCUGUGUGGUGUUCGUUGCCUUCCUAUAAACCGUCGUUUCAAGUUCACCGUUAAGGUUUCGUCUGACGAGCACAUCCAGGAAGGGCAACUGCUGCUCCUGUUCUUCUUUUCUCGUGAAUUUUAUAUCCGGGAAGACUGCUCGAUUCUUCUUCUUCUUCAAAUAUGUAUACACCUGGAACUCGAAAUUUCGCCUUUAUUCGAGAUUCAAAGUCUACCGUCAGUUAAGUAGAGUCCUUUUCCAUACCGUUGCCGGUGGCAGGAAGCAAAAUUCCUGGUUACUCUCACCGUAACUCCGCGCCGGAAAGACAAGGGGCCUUGAAGAAUGUUCUCUGACCUUUUAACUGAAAUAAGAAACGUAUAUGGCUUCUUUUGAAGGCAUUGAUGCCCUAAAAUAGGCCAUUCUUUUGCCUGAAAACUGGACAAAAUAAUAGCACGCCAAAAACCUUCGCUACAGGAAAUACUAGCAAUUUAGUCAGCACCCAAUUAAUCCUAACAAGACAAAUAGUGCAGAAAACUCGAACUUAUAUUAUAGGGCACUUUAUUUUUCAUAAGGACUGUAUAGCUGGCAUGUAAUAGUAAAUAACGUCAAAACAUUUACACGAGUUUGGCAAACGUCGUCGUACAUACCGUACUGCCCAUCUGUUGUCGUUUCAAAUGUUUACCUUGAUACUCUAAAUGGGCUCUAAAUUCAAGUUUUUCGGCCGCGUGUUAGUAUUCGGAAGGAAACUUUAAAAGAAGACAAAAUUCAAUUUUUAGUUUAACUGAAUGAUGAUUAAAACUGCCGUAUGGCUCCUCCUUUUUUCAGAUUAGCGCGUUUUAACUUUCCAUAUAUAAAAUUUCCCUUGUCUGUGUCUUCGAAUUCUCAGAGCUGGAAAAUUUAUUUUUUGUUGCUCGAAUGCAGUACACGCGAAACCUUUUGAGGCAUUGAUGGGAAAGGAUACGUAUUUGAGGUUUACUUGCUGAUUAACCUGACACAUAGUAUGAAGAUAACGCACACACUGGAGGAAUUCUGGCACCUUUACCGAGCCUAUCUUUAGCCGUCACUACCAUUCACACCAGAUAAAGAUCGUCACGUAAUCAGCACACUCUCUUCAAUCCACCAUACUCCUCAAAACAGAUAAACAGUAACUUUUUUCCGAUGUAAACGUUUGAAGAAAUUACACUUUACCAAAUUAUGGUAUUUUAAGGAUAAAGGUUUUUCGGUUUUAAAAGUUUUAUCCACUAUACCUCUAAGCAACAAAAGUUCUUUCGCUUGUUCGUGAAGUUUGUAAACACUGGCCAUAUACUUUCUCUGAAAUGAAAUCAUACACUGCUUCAUGCCCGUCAUGAAGAGGUCUCCUAGUGCUCAUAAACUGCUGUAAUUAAUGUGGAUCGUGCUGCGUUCUUAAAAAAGCACCAGAAAUCGGAGAAUAUUGUAUCACACGGGGGUUUCCCAAAAGUUCCACACUAAUGAGUUUUUUAAAGCAUUUAACCAUUCCUCCCAGCAGAAAUAUACGAAAACACACUUUUAAACAAAUGUUUUGGACCACUGCUUUUGAAAUGCUGUGCUCGAGAUCACAUCUCUAUCUCUAACCAAUGUUGCUAAUUUUAGAUAAACGUUAAAAACCAUAAAGCAUCCACACGAAUUACGUGGCGCUUUUGCUCUAAGGUAUUUUCGAAGAUGGCUUUUUAGACGCACAAACAAGUGCUAGUCUGUUGCAAGGUUGAAAUUGUUUUAUUACGUUUCAUUCUAAACACUAUUGCUCUCCUGUUUAAGUACCAGUCGUUAAUUUAAGGUACAAACACGAAUAUCAGUUUAUGUUUUAUCUGGCUCAAUACGUGGUGAAAACCAUGGAUAAAUGAUUCGACCUAGUUUAUUUUGGUCUACUUAACUCAGAUUUUACAAGUAUUUUGCAAGUUUGUUUCACAGCUGCGCGCAGUUUGGGACUUGAAGGUCGGGAUGGGCGUACUAGAGAAGGAAAGUGUCCUACGUUAACUGCGAAAUAACCCAGUUGAAGCCACCAACUUUCUAAAUUUACAUGGUGGCGUCGUCGAACAUGCAGCCCUUACUGUCUAGCGUACUUAAGUACCAUCUCACUAACGUCCUUUUAUGGUGCCUUUCCCCGUGUGUUUUCAAUAAAAUUCAUGCCGAGUCCAACGCUUCCUCCCUGUACUUACCGCGGUUUAUCUAGAGGUCAUUUUUCGCAAGGAUUUGAGAAAUGUACGCACCCGGGAUUGCGUAGGCUUGGACGUAGGUUUGAAAGAGUGUUUUAGUAAACAGGAGGUCGAUUACGCCAUUUCUAACCUUCUAUCGAACGCAGAUCUAAACUGUCUGUUUUGUCUAUGAAGGCAUAUUUUCGACAGCGUCGUCAAUAAAAAAGGAAGCUCUCAAAGCAUAUAUUGUGCUAGUCUUAUUAUACACCAGUGCCGUUGUUUCAGUUUUAAUUGACCGUCAAUAAUUUUGUUAUUGAGCAGUUUGAGAUUUCCUGGCAUGAGUAUAAUGCGGAAGAGAUUUAUCAUGCUUUUGUUGUCUAGUCCAUUUUGAAUAUUGUUCUUCUAACUCCCCCCCUGUCGUAAGCCUGCAGAUAAAAAAAGGGCAAGUACAUAUGGUUGAUUCCUGUCUUCACUUUUGUUAUUUAAGCCCUUAAACUUAAGCAACUUUUUACUAAAUCGAUAGCAAAGUACGAUGACUCGAAUUGUUAAUCUAUUUUUCAUAAUAAGUGAUAAAAGCUUUUACAGAGUAAUGUUAAUGGCGGUGUAAAAUUACUGAAAAAGGUAGGAAAGACUGGAAUGGCUAUUUCCAACCUCUUAGCCGUCAUCAACUAGCCACAUUCAACUUCAAGUUUUGCAAUCCCUAAGGCCCGAUCCCGCGACCUGUUGGAUAGAAGUAAAGGCAAUUAAAAUUCAAAUGGAGAGAUAUUAACUGUAGAGGUAGAGGGUUGCUCGCUGGUCGCGUUAUGGACACAAUCCUCCCACUUCGUGUCGUGGAGCUUAGUCAGCAGCCGCACAUUGGUCCGUAGUCUAGACACUGGGCUUCUGGUUCAUUGGUUAGGGUGUUGGAAUUCAAACGACUAGGUCGCCGGAUCGAACCUCAGGGACUGCGAAACCUGGAUUUGAGUAUGGCCGGCCGAUGACGGCUAGUAAUUCAGAAGUCGACAUUCAAGUCUCCUUUGUCUUCGUAGGUAAUGUUAUUUUGCCCAUACUGCCAGUCGCUGUGCAGCUGCUGGCGGGUCUCGAGAUUAAACCCCAAAGCACAAAGGCAGACGGCUGUUUCCCGUAACGCGACCGGUGAACAACCUCUGCUUUUAAGUCAGAAUUCCUUCUUACUGAAUUUCACUUGUCGUAAACGAACUGUUUUUGGGGCAGCUACCAAGAUAGGCCAACUAUGAAUAACUUACCUUAUACUACACCCUCUGAGCGGAUGUUAAUCGAUAAUUGAAAUAUCAUUGCCCCAGUAAUGAAGAAAACGCGUUAUAAUUUACCUAUAUCACUGUUUGUGCCAAAUCCAACCACCUUUGACUCCUAUUAUGGCGCGUAUGAUGGUGUCCUUUAAAGCCUCUCAAUUUCCCCUUAACGUCUCAUGCUAAACGUGUAUAAAUGAAGUUGAAAACUACUCAAAUGAAAAGGCCAAAUAAGAAUUAGUUUUCUCCUAGGACUAAAUAUAUGUCUGAAAUUUCUAUGUGACUGUGACGACGAGAAACUUCUCACGUUGCCUUGUCCUGGGAGUUAAUAUGAAUGUUAUAGUUAUAUUCUGAGAAGCAAACAGCUAGGGCUUGGUCUACUGGAGGAUUUCCUUAAUGCCAGAGUUAAGAACUCGUUAAGCACACUCAUUUAUGUUGCAAGCCAAAAAUAAUUAGAUAAUCAGUAACGAAUAGCCGAGGUCGCUGAUUUCUUCAGAAUUAAGCUACUUGCAAUACCUAGUAAAAAACUGCAAGUAUAUUUGAGAUUGCUUGCAUCUGCAAGCAAAUCAACUCAUCAGCCGUCGGCUAAGAAGUUUCACUGAGCGACAAAUUAGGAGUUUGUUCCCCCUUCCACCCCUUCGGCACUUCUAAAUGUCGUGAAGAAUAGCCCUGUCCUCUGAAGCAUAAUGGUAUAGUCGUUUUCUCGCAAACCCUAGAGUGCCUUCGUUUUGUCAAAAUCCUCGUUUAAUUCAUUGAACUAACGUCUUUUUACAGAAUUUGCCCGAAAGCUUUAUCUGUUGAAUAGGGAUCGUCUGACUUAUUCUGUUGAAACCGCAUGUCAGUGGAAGCAUAAGCAACGACUCCUCAAGUCGACUUUUUGUAGCCUAAAUCUGCUCGGGUUUGAGAGAAAAUAGCCUGCUUACAAAUACUGUAAGAAAACUUAAAAACGGACAAAUACUGUUGGACAAAGUUACUUGAAUAUGACGGUUUUUCAGGCAGUUCCCGCACUAAUUGAGCGCGUUUUUCAUAUUUUCUCUUUCUGAACGGAUUGUGAUUAUGUCUCUACCUGGCCUGUCCUUUGCCAGUUCUUGUGUACAGCUGGUGAAUUAACUCAUAAAAUACGCGUAACUCAGAACGUUUUUCUGCUGACUCGGUAAUCGCUCAAGUAUACUGACAGUGACUGUCUCUAAAGCAAACGGUCUUCAGUUAAUAAAAAUACAAUCUACUCAGUGGAAGUAAUUAACAAUGGUUAUAAAUAACAAUUAGUUUAGGAAAAAACCACAGUGCGCGGAAAGUGAAAGUUUCGUAAAAUUGGUAAAUAUAAGUUGUAGAGGUACUCAGUGCAUAUUUAUGCGACAAACUGAACAAAUAAAACAGCGAAAGCACAGCAAUUUUGAAACACCCUUUUGGAUAAUGCACAAAACAAAUACCCCAAAGAAUUGACAUGUAGCACAAUGAACAGGCAGCUACGUGAUACGUGACAAAACACACUUCUGAUGUGAUGGGGGAAUUUUUCCGUAAACUUACAGUGUUCUUUCUAAUGAUGCAGCAGAAUGUGUCCCAGAGCGCACCUGAUGAAAUUUCCAUGAGAAUUGCGGCCUUUGCCUUCGUGAGUUGAAUGCCAAGUAGGUUGUUUCUGUAGUCCAUGUUUGUUAAGACUUUUCUGAUGCGUUUUUGAAAGCCGUUGAGUACAUAACUUGUUCUUAAACGUUUGUUUUUUUACCGGUUGCGGUUUGCGUCCUAUUUCUCACCCUAACCUAGACAAUAAACUCGUUCGCUGAAGGUAAGAUGUGUUCACAACAAAUGUACCUUUGGCAACAUAAGGGACCUUUCAGAACCAUUUGUUAGCUUCUUUCUAGGUCACCAGGAAAAAACCCUGAUGUAUUUUACACAUAACGUUAUUUCUCUUUUUGCUACUGGUGGUUUUUCGCAAACGAAAAGUGCCCUUUUUGCUGUAUUUUAGGGCCGUUAGUGUUAUAUUUGAUUACUUCUAUGUCCCAUCUUAUGGUCAUAAAAAUUGAUCUUUUAACUAUUAAAAUAAUUUUCAAGAGGGAAAUGAAGUACCCCUUAUCUUUCUGCGUUGUAUAUUUUAUGAAAAAGACCGGAAGUCAAAUUGUCCGAGACGUGUUUAAUCACCUCGUAAUUGCAUGCAGAAUAUUUAUGCAGUCCUUGAAAUUAGGGGUGCGUUAGAUAACGCUUCGUCUGCAAAUACUACUACAAAGUUAAAUAAUACAAAAUCUGCACAGAUUAGUGAAGGAAACUGUUUGAUGGAAAAAGGCGUCUGUUUCUCUUAAGCGAAAACUGUUUUUCACAUUUUGCCUCACAUGAUACAAGUGGAAUGAGAGUCAGGUUUCAAGUUAAUAAAAGUGGACUUUGUAAACUUUUGUCAUUUAAUUCAAAGCCUUCAACUGGAGAAACAUAUGCAAACGAAGGAUUCUAUCCCACCACGGUAAUUUGUUUUGGAAAUUUCCAGGAUAUACGGAAUGGCUGGUUUCCGCCCAUCAAUGUGAGAUUUUUGCUGAUAAAACAAUCCAAAAAUAUGAUUGGUGCAAGAGGACCUUCCUUUCAAUGAGUUGAGCCGCUACGUAACGUGCACAUCGUCCGAGGCACGCUGGACUUACCAGUGCAUUCCAGCCCCAUUUCAUUGCUUUUGUUAGUUACCAUCCAGUGUGAUAUUUUGUCAGUGUUCGUACAGUUAUUGUAGUCUGCGCCAAAAUAUGUCUGAGCCCAGACACUGCACUUAAUAAAUGCUACCUUUGGACUCACAAUCACCAGACUGUUUGUCUGAGCAAAAAACGACAAGUUGUCUCAAAUCCUGUUAAUGUAUUUAUUUUUCGAAAACUUGCUCGAUGUCACCUAAUGUCCGAAUUAUCGUAGAAACUAUUGGUCAUUUUUCGGACAAAACACGCCGAUUGCUUAGCUUUGUUUUGUCUAAAUCUAUCGAGAAUUUUGCGGAUCUGUUAAUGACGACGUUUUGGUAAGGAGCCUAACCCUCGUUAACACGUACUGCGAAAUAUGAAACUUACCCAGAUAUGUUAUCACAUAACCUAUUGAACAUAAGACCAUGCAAAUCCAUUGCAGAGUCCUGAGCUAACCAGACGGAUUCCCAAAGGCAAGUUAACCUCUGUGAUAGUCACGUCAUGUAGUUUCACACACUCUCGUCAUGAUAAUUACCCUAGAUGCCUAUUUCCAACGAAACAUUCGCCAUCCCUUUGGGACUCCCACCCGGAUAUCAGGUGUCGAACUGUGCAAUUCUAAUGGUGAUGGUUAUUAAAAAUAUUUGUUUGUCAGACCGUCUUUUGCAAGGAUUCUUAAACUUUCUGCACAUUUUACAACGAACGUGUAAGUGUUUAUUUGUUUGUUUCGAUCCAACUGUGAAAAGCGCGGAGAUCUCGGUGGGAUUCAAACCCGCGACACCAAGGAGAAGGCUUGAGUACAGCCAAAGCUUCCUUUCGUUGUCGUGGAUUCGAGUCCCACCCAGCUCACCGAGAUUUUUACAAGUGGGUCAGAAUAAACUAUUCAAAAUCUACCACAACACCUAUUCAUACUUUUUUGUCACAAUCUUCUACCGUUCUCCACUGUUCUAGCUUGUCUAGCUAUAUGAAUUCAAAAAUAGUCUUUUUUUAGAUUCUGUGGUUUUUCUUUGCUUAUAGUUAACAUAUCCGACGUAAAUUAAACAGAGAAUUGAGUUGGAAGGAACAUAUGUUAUAAAUGAUGGCUCCACUGCAUGCUUGAGUGAGCUGCUGCGUUUUCGUGAUGAAACAUUCUUCUAGCAAAAUAUGUUUUUCCCAAGUUAGGUGGUGCUGUUCAAUGCUAUUCGUUACUUGCGAUUCAAAGCGACAACUCAUGUUUCUAGAAGAAAGGUGCUGCUUCUUGUCAACUCAAACCUCAAAUAUUCUUUAGAGUUUUCCGUUAUUUUUGGCCGACCAUACUUAGUUAGAAACACUAGGCAACCUUAAAGGACCAUGAUAACUGCGAAAUCGAAAUUGGUGAUUGGUACUCUAAGAUUUUAAACGUAGUACCUUGAGGAAGAGUCGUGCUAGUGAGGCCAUUUGCCAGUAUUAUUUCCGGCUAUUGUCUUCUUAACUCAACAAACUCAUCUAGUAGUAAAUUUCACAAGAUUCUGAGGUACGCAAAUUUACAUCUGAAUGGAAAACAACUCUUAAGCUAGGUUACACCACUGUUUUUGGAGUUGUGAUUUCGGUCUUCUUCAGAGUCAUCACACAGAAAAUAUAGAUUCCCGCUUGAUAUAAAAGCAGAUAUUUUUGAAAUUGUAAACCUCGUAUUGAACAGAAUAGGUUAUUUGAAACAUGCAAUUUAUUCAGGGAUUCUUAGAGACUGGCAAAACGUAUACACAGUCAUCGGAACAAGAAAUUUAUUGUCGUAAAGAUUUUGAUUAAAAAUCACGCGCAUCUACUUUCAUGGCGAUUUCACCCAAUCAUUACGGUAACCCCUUCUGCCGCCUUAUCUUUCUAUGAUUAUGUCUGUAACUGCAGGUUCCAGCAUGAAUGUUAAACUUCAGACUGACACAGCUCUCGUCUGAGGUAUUGAGUACGUUUUCCAACGUUUGUUAUAUCGGACUCGCCUUUCGGUGUGUAUCGUAAACACCGAGUUUCUCCACUUGAUAUCUGUCAAAUCUGACAGUCCAACGUUUCUUAGAUCGGGUGGCAAAGCAGAUGUACUACACUAUAAAUGUGUAACUUAAUCGACCAGGUUGGAAAAGGCUCAGCGACCUUGGUGACUCGAAUCCGCAACAAAACGGCAGAGUUUUAGUAAAAAAAUGUUCUAAUUGCCUAAACCACAUGGCUCUGGCUGAGAACUCAGCCUUUUGUGCCAAGGUAUCCCCUUAGAUGUGUUAAAUUCGGGUCUCUCUGUGGGACAUCGUAGUGCAGGUGACUAGAUCGUUACUUGGAUUAAAGUCCUAAAAAUGUAUUGCAGAUUUUAAUUCCACCGGGUUUUCAAGUCUUCCCAGUCAAGGAUAAAAUGAAUUCUAAAUAGAAUACACGCGUAUCAAGCAGAUUUGGAACUUUAAAGUGAUACUGCGUAAUAAUGUUUUUAUUAAGUAAAUUUAGGAGGAACAAGUAAAAUGACAUAAACUUCAUAUGAAAUUAACUCCGCCACUAAAAACUGCUAUCAUUUUACUAGAUAUAACAAAUGAAGUCAAAUGUAUCCUACUACAAUAGCAAGUUUGCCACAAAUGAGGUCGAUUCAACCGUCCUUAAAACAAAAUGGCGAGUGAAUUAGCUCAAUAUUUUAUCUUAUAUUCCCUAGUAUUGUAACAUUAUUGAAGCAACGAUUACCACACCGGUUUUAUGUAAUUUUGGUCGGUGGUGUGCGAACAUGUUUACUUAUUAAAUGGGUAUUCUCUUCCCCAUUGCCAUAGGACAAUUCGGAUUCCAAUCAACACACCCUGUGUUUUAUUUAGUACCUUAUCGGAUUUUGUUUUUUAUUGUUUAUCUGCCAUUUUCAAUUUUAAUAUUUGGCUAAAUGGUUUUUUACGUUGUUCUACACUUUGAGCAAUAAUUUGGUUGCAUGCGUAAGUCACUGUAGAUGCUCCUUUGGCAUCUCUAACUUAUAGCUGCUUCUAUUAGAGGUGAUAACAAUAAAUUGAAGCUCUUUAAGCUAUUAUCACUGAGGUUAUCAUAUGACUAGAGAAAGACCUUCAUGGUUCACUUUUCCUACAAAAUACAAUACAGCCCAUGCACUGUCUUGGGAUUGCUAAAAUAAGAAGUCACUUCCGUAAGUGGGAAAAGAUUCGGAAGUACAGUAUGCAGCUUCAGGCUAUAACGAAAGGAACCAAGCCAUCUGCGCGGUUGUUACCUUCAAGGAAAUUAAUCAUUCCCGUUUCAUCUGGAGUUACGAACUCUCAGGCUUCACCAUCCCCCUUGAAGUCAAACCCAUAACGGGUACCUGCAAUUUUCUUUUUCCUUUGUUGCAAGCAUUAAAAAUUAACCCAACGUUUGCAGCCGGAAUGUUGUGUUUCCUGUGUAGGAAAAUCUGGCCAGCGUUUUCAGGUCGCCUGACUUUGAUGGCAGUGAAGAUACUUUAAAGUUCCGAAGAUAAUUUCCAUGGGCGCAGAAGCAUGUGGCGUUUUGUACCGACCUUUCAUCUUUCGUUCUACCACCGUUCCUGCGAUUUUGUUUGAAUGGAGUCCCACUGAUAGUUCAUCCGUCGCAAGCACAGAGGAUCAUCAUGGUCCGGGAGAAGGGACAAUGGGGAUUUGCGUGUGGACUUGUUUAUAUUGGAGAGAAUUCCUCCCCUUCACAUCCACCCCACUCCUCCCAUACCCGCCUCGUUUUUAAGACAAGACGACCAAAACAACCGAGGUGGGCAAGAGGUCUGGCAGAGCUAAGUAAUGUGUCCAUAAACUGGCUGAUCUUGAAAUCUGAAGGGCUAGAUCGCAGUUGGUAGCCAGGAUCCGUAUUACAAGUGGCUGUGGGGUUUGUUUACUGGGGCUAUUAAGUGGGGCUCCAUAAUUACAUCCGCCCCACUUGGCUUCCGUUUCACGUUUGAGGUUAGGAUAAGGGUUCCGGUUAGUGGUUUCUGAUUUUCGGGUUAGGGGUUUGCCUUUAGGCUUAGUUUUUCGGGUUACGGUUAGGGUUUGAAUGUACGAUUAGGGUUCAGUAUGACGGUUAGAUUUUUUAGUUACGGUUAUGUCUAAGGGCUGCGGUUACGUUCACCAUUUCGGUUAGGGUUAGGGUUGCCGUUAGGGUUAAUGGUUAAGGUUAGGGUUAAGGUUAGGAUUAUGGUUAGGGUCGCCGUCCACUUCCCCAUUCUUGGCUACCAACUGCGAUCUAGCUGAAAAUAGUUUCCAAGCAAGUGCUUUGGAUUUUCCACCGAAGAUUAUUUCUGUAGAUUUCAGGAAAUCCAAAAAAUGUUGCAGUCUGACUUUCAGUCAGAAAAUAUGCCGUGAAAAAUUAUUUUCUUUGUGAGUGCUCCCACACAAAGGCCCGAAAUCCUAUUUUUGACCACUUGUCUCCAGUCCAUAAUUCUAAGGGGUUAGGAACUGCAUAUUUCAAAGUUAUUUCACGCCCACCCAACUAGAUAUAGUGUAUUUGUGAAUUCGGUUGUUAUCGAAGUCCACCCUGACUCCCAGCUAAAAUUUUGUGAUAAACACCUAUUUACUUCGAGGAUCUAUUUUCUGACGACACCUUGUCUUACAAAUAAAAAUAUUUUCGGACUGCCGUUUUUCGUUGAUAAGGCAUUUAGGUUGCCGCAUACUCAGGAUUAGUGGACAAUUUGCAAGAGCUUUCGAGCAAAGCUCAAAAACUGGAUCGACCUUUAUUGCGUCCUUCAUUAAAGCUAGAUCAGUGGAUGCCACUUCCAUGUUACUUAUGACUGUCCCUCCCAGUGCAUCUUGAUUUUGAUAGUUCAUGUCUUAUUUGCCCACCUUGAUUUCUGCUUCUGAGCAGUACAUUUUCCGGAUAGGACACUUCUUUGUCGCCAUAUUCCUCUAAGAUACUAUGAAUAGGUGGUUGCAAAGCCGUGAGAUUGUACAGACAGUGAUUCUCCUCUUGACGGUUAUUACCGUCGCCGACCGCAUCACUUUACAGAUACUCGACUCAUUUCAUUUGGACUAUUCAGACUGCGGAAGACCACAGAAAUUUUUUGACGUUCUUGGACACUUUUGGGCAUGGCUGGUGCUCUUUUCGCUCCAAGAAAAAAAACGUUCAUCAUGAAAAGUAUACAUGUGAAUUAGCGUUCAGGUCGGUUACUUCAACCAUAAAUGCACUGCCAACUCGUAAUUCCUGACGAACGUUAACUCACGGGCGAGGCAUAAGACUGCCUGGACCUUCCACUAUCGUCACAGGCACCGGAAAUGAGGAUAACAACGAUUAAAAUCCGAAGGGGUUAGAGAGCCUAUUUGAAGACGCCAUUUUCAUACCGUCCGACGUGCAUGAGAUUGUGCGUCACCCGCCGAACUUAUGAUGUGAUCUGAGCAUAAAACCCUCAGUACCGAACAUGGGCAGUUGAAUCCUCUACAUGAAACGUCAGACCACCCAUGCACCUCGUCCGCUGACCCUCGAUUCUCGAGAAUCAUUUUUACCGUCUUUUAGCCCCUUUCGGAUUUUCUGUGUGGAGACGCCCAAUGUGUAACAGGAAUUAGCAGCAUUUUAUUUAAACGUUUUGUCCACCUCUUAUAUUAUAUGGUUGAAUUUAUUUGACGUCUUAUCUACUGGGUUCGUCCUAGACAAGAUAUAUAUAUAUAUAUAGGUUAGCAAACUUGAGGAGUUCAAUAUGGAGUGAGAGAAAGCGUUCUAGAAAACUGUUUUCAUAUUACAGAACUUACACAGUGUAACUAUUUAGAGAACAAAUGCGCCACACAAACCCGAGGUUAAAAUGAUUUACCUUCACAAAGAAUACUCAUACCAACAAUUUCACACUUUGCGCUGACUUUAUAAAAUAUAGUAUGCUCUGGGAAAAAUGCAUCGAAAACUGGAAUCGACCCUUUGUUAGACCAACUCAAUACUCCUUCGCACUGCCAGGGUGAUUAGCGCUUUAAUGUUAUUUCCGUCUUUAUACUUUUUCAACAGAAUCCUGGAUAGUCUACCCAAAGCGUCGCGUGAGCUGGUCGUCUUCAUAUUUGGCAUCCUUCACAGCAUGGUGCGGCACGCUAGCGCCCUGUUCAGUACUGGAUGUCACUCUUGCUCCUCCUCCCUCGAUUUACACGGCGGCUCCACGGGGGAUUUGGGAGGCCUUGACACCGUGACGAGAGCUCCUGCCUCCGGCGCCUCUAACCCCCCCGUCUGCACUCUUGCCGAGGCUGUUUCGAAGUCCAUUGUGGGUGCGCUUGUCCACACCUGUCCCCUCUCGGUCGAAAUGGUUGACCGAGCAUCUCAGGUAAAGUACUGUUAUAAUUUCUAAGUGUCACAGACAGACAGACCGACAAUGACAAGCGAAGCCGGGACAGCGGCUGCUUUGGGGCGUUAACAUCCUCUUCAAUUAGUCACACCCCAGUCAUACGUAGCUUGCUUUUUUUUCUGACAGCGCUAAUUUGCUUGCUUUGCGAUCUCAUGAACGUUCGCUCUUCCCCUCAGUACGGACAGACGACAAAGUCAGUGUGCACUGAGGCGAAGAUCGCGAGCACAUCCAGUCGAUUAUAUUUACAAUUCUCUGUUUGUUUGCUCGUGUCUAAAGCAUUUUUUCACUUACACAUUAUGAAGCAGUAGUGUCUUGAAAAUUUCUAAUUAUCAGUGAAUUGCUAGUAUCUAGAAACAUGUUUAACAGUGGUUCGACAAUAUACUCGACGGCUAUUCUCAGUCCGUUAUCUAGUUUACUUAGUUAUGUCUUUUUAAAAGCUCUUUACAUAUAUUUAUCUUUGGUUGAGAACAUGACAAUGCAGACACAACUUUAGGUUGACUUAGUAUUGGGGGACUAUUUUAUAAACGUUUUUGCAAUUUUAUUUACAAAGGAUGUUCUAUCUCAUGAAAUGUCGACCGAAAUUCUAAAAUGUGUCUUCGAUUAGAAAAGAUUCCCUAAAUAAAGGCGGAAGACUAACCGUCACGCAGUAUAAUCACAAGAUAUUUCGGUCAGAUCAGGAUGCCGGCUUUUGGGCGAUUUUCGUUCAGGCCGCUUCAAAAGACUACUCGAGGAAAAACGACUACCUAUAUACAAUAAAUUUGCUCUGAUUGACUUCUGACGUUCUUAAAAAUACGAAUAUAUUUUAUAGAAAACAAAGAGAAAUUUUUUCUUGUUUUCAGUUGACAGCAAUCUAUGUCUCCUUAAAGUUUACGCUUGAAAGCGUAUCUUUAAGUUUAAAAAACCCAACUUAUUAGAUAAUUUCUGACCUGACCUGCCGUUGAACUGGUAUUCAGGGUUCUCAAGCUACAAGCCAGAUCUUUCCCUCCGAGUAAAAUCACAUAUUUUGUAUAUACUAUUAAGAAGAACUCAUAUAGGGCUCGUGCAAUUAAUUUGGCAGAUAAGGUGGACUACGUUGCACAUUUCAUAAGCAACAUUAAAGAAUGGACGGUUGUAAUGCUUUAAGGAUAGACAUUUAACGAUCUAUAAGCAAUGAAUGUGCCUUAGCCAAGUAUAAGAGUUCAAAGAGAUGUAAGGUACUACCGACUGAGAAAAAGAAGAAAAUAUCUUUUCUGUUAUCUAUAUAAUAAAAUUUAGUAUCGAAGGGCGUCAAAAAUCAAUAAGAUUAAUUCAUAAUAUGCAAGGAGUUCCGCAGAAAAGAAACUCAGAAAGAGACUCGUUCAAAAGCCGGUAUCCUGGAGUGAUUGAAACAUCUUGCGAUUAUGCUGCGAGUUAGUUAGUCUUUCGACCCUUCGUGAGUAAUCCUUCAUAAUCGAAGGUAAGAUUUCAGGAGAUUACACAUCUACUGUAGAAAGUAGUUGUGCUGCUGGGAUUGAUUCCCAUCCGCCUCGUCCGACUGAAUUUCAUAAACUUGUAGGUUUCAUAACUAGGUGCCCAACAUGCUGGAUUUUUUGCCUUGUCUACUAACUAAUUUAUUUAUACUGGUAUGAUAUCAUUAUUUAGAAAUUUCUGGCGUGUCUUUGUAGCAGGGUUGCUCGAUGUUCAAAUGGAUAUUAGCAUUGUUCUGGUCUACUAAGAAAAUAGUCAAAAAACGUUAGCAUUUUAUUUGGGCUAAUUUAUCAUAGAAUUUAUCGCUUACUGGCACUAAAAAGCUUUCGAUUUUUGAAGUAAUAGGUUCAUCACGAUCGACAAUUCGGUCGGAUCUCAUUUUGUAGCCGCACCUGUAAUAGACAAGCCCCAGCCUGACCCCUAGCCCCUUACCCCAACCCCUAAUCAUAAUCCCUACCCCUAACCAGAUCCCCUAACCCUUAUCUUAAUCUCCAACCUUAACCCGUAAUUUUGACCCUUAACCCCAACCCCAACCCCUAACCCUAACUCCUAACCCCCAACCCUAAACCCUAACAGGUACGGCUACGAAAUGGGAUCUUGCCGAAUAUGCAACCAUUGUCAGGCUGUCGAUUUAACUAAAAAAAAAUUUGUUUGAGUUUCCCGAAUGCAGAUUGCACACGCCAAAGUAAGUGAAAUUUUCUAAAAGGCCAAAAUUCUGCACUUGGUCGAUCAAAAUAACAGUUUGUGGGUGGUAUUCCUUCCUUCGCCUUCGAGCUAAUCAUGCUGAAACUUUAUUAUAAUUUCUCCAAGUCGUCAAAUGCUUCAACCCAAAGACCAAUCACAUUGAAUAAGGCCUUCAGCUGACAAAGAGUAAGGGACACGUGCAUUUGUCAGAAUUCAGCGUUAUAGUCCGCCCUCUGAAGGAUUGUAAUGUUGGGUAAAAAGUAUAACAGCCUACGUGGUGCUAUCACUGCCCGUUUUUCGUUCCUCCUUUUCUGAUUGCUAUGCCGAGGGAGACUUAUUUCUUCCCGUCAAAAUGUUUAUUUCGCCCGUUUUUCGGCUAUAGUCUUUCGUAUCAUCCACGGAAAAGUUCGGUAUUUUUAGCUCUUUGGAGAGAUAAAAUAGCCAAAUGCAUAGAUAUCAUGCAGGCUUAAACAGCCUAACUCCUACAGGCAUUACAAAAUAUUGGGGCUAACUUUCAGUGAGCAAGUUUGGACUCUCAGAAAGACGGCCCUGUUCGGUUGAAUAUUACAGGAAUCGGCAUUUACGCCUGUCUGCACUGAGUGUGCCCCCAUUUUAAUCAGAAACUCCAACCUCUGAGGCGACUACGAGAACGUUGCUUAUAACAAUUAGGUUUUGGAGAACGAAAUCGUGUAUGAGUUCACUGUUGAGCGGGGUGAGGCGUGAUAUAACUAAUUGCACUGUCGUACCUGGCAUGGGGCAUCCAUAGUCGAUGAUACGUUAUGCAUUUGAGGCAACACCUGUUUGUAACGAACUUUAUAUUCUUCAGGGACACAGUGUAUCACUCAAUCACUCGUUUGGCAAGUCGACAUAAGGUACGAUCGAGGAAGGUGUUCUCCCACCCUCAGCUAGACUUUAACCGCAAUAGUAGUAAAAAUGCGAUUCCCAAGUGACAUAUUAAAAAAUGCUGGGGCGUUCACCGCACUCAUUCAAACGUGUGGUCGGGAAUUUCUUUCGGUUGAUUUAAAUCGCAACUUUAUAAGAUUCAAAACUUUGUGCGUAAUGCUCGUAGACUCCAAAUAUUUCCAAGGAAUACUUUUACAAACUGAGCAGAUAUUUUUGGUGACGUUAGAUGUGUUGCUAAUUUUCUUCCAGCUGAGAACGCGGAUGUUACUGGAACUUGCUUUGCAUAGUAAAUACUUGAUUAACACAAACCUUAGCAGCGAAAAACCGCAUCGUUUUUUCUUUGCGUUACUGGAGGCUUUGGAGGGUUUCAAAUGGAUAUUACGCAUACGGGCGAAGGGAAUGAUAGGGUAGUUUCAGCAUUUAGAUUUGACUCCCAUUCUGAAGAAAGGGAUUACGACUUCAUUAUUUCAGUCUUACGUCAGACUUGCUGUGCGACUUAGAACGCACUGCUGGGGCCGUUUCUAAAUGGCUUCUGAAUCGGCCCAUUUUAAAAGCCACAAAUUACUUCAUUUGCAUCAGGCAAAAAGAACACUUUUUGUAUAGGUUUCACUAGGGGCGGCUACAAACGGCGGACUUGACAGAUCAGCUAAGGACACUUACUAGAACCUUAAUCCACCACUCACCGAGGUAAUAGGCAUACUCGCUUUGCGUGUUCAACUUCUAAUUAAUUAAUGUUUCAUUCUCGAAAAAUACGAACACAUAAGGUAUAACGUCUGAGUUUCCAGAAUGCAGACAGCACACCCCAAAGUAAUUGAAAUUUCCUAGAAAACCAAAAUUCCGCUCUUGGUUGAUCAAAAUAACAAUUUGUGGGCGGUAUUCCUUCCUUUGCCUUCGAACUAAUUAUGCUGAAACUUUAUUAUCAUUUCUACAAGUCGUGGAGUGCCUCAACCCAAACACAAAUCACUGUGAAUAAGACCUUCGGCUGACAAAGAGUAGGGGACACGUUACGGUAACUGCCUUUUGCCAUUGCGGCUAUCUGCUUUGCUUCAAUACAGCCACUUUCUGUUGAUUCGGUGCAUGAAUUUCUAGAUGUCGGAUGUUUUGCUUCCCUAAAAGUCUAUUAAAUUUGGGAUAAAUGACCGAUAUUCAAAUUUCCGAGCAGAAUACAUGGAGAGUUCGGAUAUCUUAGGGUCGUUCUCAUAGCUAAUUAAGUUCUAAAUUCAGACCACGAGGUCUUGAUGUCGCGAUGAAGACAUCAAUUGCAAAACCCUUAAGCGCCUCAUAGCGCUGCAGCUGCAUGGUUUUUUGAGUUGAGCGUUUGAUCAUAUAAAGAAACGGUAGUCGCCAUUAGAAGUUCGCAAACGUGGAACGAAACACGAGUUCCCCUACCUAAUCAUCCAGUUUGGCGCUAAUUCAACACCGCGUGCACUGGAAUUAUCUUACACACCAAUGCAUCACUGGAAGGCCAAUGCCAGAUUUUGAUGCACAUUGAGCACCAAGGUGUAAGACCCGGUCAGCCUCUCCUCAACGCACAGUAUCAGUCCGGCCGGCAGAUAAACUGCGAGUAUCGGUGAGUGAACAAAAUUUCUGCAAACAACAUGCGCUAUCAAUCGUGUAGAAGGAUAACCGUUUGUGAGCGUACCUUAAAUUUCUUGUCGGUAACCAGGACAUCUAGUUUACUAUGCCUGACCCUGAAAGAAUAUAUUGCAGUUGGGAUCCGUAGUCCUACGAAGACCCUCUUUCAUAUAUCGACACAAAGAGGUGAGGCUCAUUUUUUCGUAGACCUCCUUCACGACUUUGCUUACCGGCACUAUUUGGUGUACCAGCCAUCCUUGGUAAAAUUAUUAAUUGUGGGAUAACAAUCACCGAUUCAUACUCUUGGCUCCUCACAAAUAGGCUAACUGACAAACCUCGUAUUCCAAAGCUCCCAAAUUUAUUUUCAAACUGGAACGGCAUCGUUCAUAUAUGAUGCCUCCCAUGCUAAAUCUUGGACUGUAUUUUUUUGUCUCCAAAGUUGCGACGGAUCAAAUAUUCACAAAUAGUCUACAUUCUUCAUAUGUUUACAUCCACCGCAGAUUUAGGAAUAUUAAUCUUUAUCCCGCCUUCCUACUGGCGGGCCUGAGGAAGACUAUUGCCAGGACCUAUUUUGUUGAAUAAUCGGAGCAGCUGUUUGCUUGUCAAUGCCCUUUCUUCAAGACUUGACAGUCAGCCGUAUUAUUCAAACUUGAAGCCGGCAAAUUUUACUUUGAUCGUCGAAAAACUACAGUUUCGAAGCAUGGAAAUUAACGUAAGCACGGAAGGGUUAUUUCUUGUUUACAGAUAGUUGACCCAGUGUUUAUUUGUCUGCUCGCCUCAUAAAGCUUUCUUAAAAAAGGCCGAACCUGCAUGAUAUGUUUUAAUACAUUACGAUUUAGUGUACUUCGAAACUGUUCGAUUCUUCGUUUACUGAUUACGCAUCUCGAAAAUUAUCAAAAGUCUGAUGGGGACGUUUGCAAACCUUGACAGUUGACUGGGACGAGCUCAUAUAUAGCCCAAGUAUUGCAUUGCGUGCUUUUACAUGUGAAAUUAAAUACACUUUAAACAGUUUUUAUGUACGCUCUUCCAUAUUACAAGGUCUUUGAAUACUUAUGGGUUUGCAAAAUAUAAUAACUUAAUUUUGACAAGUGACGUCAGCUGCAUCUUGCCAAAAUUUAGAAACACAUUUUGGCUUACUACCUCAAGAAUAUCUCAUUACAAAAACGCUUAGUCGCAUUGAAUACUGAUAAUUAAAAGAGAAAUACAUGAUCUGGUCGCAGCGAUUACGUGACGAUGAGAAGUCUUGAAACGACUUUGUGGUUGCUGAAAUUCAAAAUAUCAAAUAGUUGCGAUCAUGUUUUAUCUUCAGAUUGGUAUUCCACCUGCAGUAAAAAAGUCACUCGUUCAAAGAGCAAGAGAAAAAAUUCGCCUAUAUUUUAAUUUCUUGGAUUAAGUUUUGUACUCACCGGUAUUCUAGUUCGGGCCUCAUUUUGGCCGGUUUCAUCGAGUAUCCAAACAUGCCACUCGUUUCUGUUUCAAAUUCUCACCAGAAGAUUUGGCUAUGCCUGUUUUGAAUGUUCUUUCUGAUGAAUAAUCUCAGAGGCAAUAAUUGAACGACCGAAGGCGAAAAAUGAUAAGAAACAAAGCAAGUGUUCUGAGAAUCAGAGAAAAGUCAACAGAGAUUAGGCCCACUUCCUCAUAAGAGAAUGCAGAUCAUCAUUUCUUAGGAAAUAAUUUGAGAAAGUUUUCUGUUAAACGCAACAUCGCCAUCACAUGAACCGUUUAUUCAUUGUAUUGUUAUUUUUAUUGGAAGGUAGGCAUCCCAAGAAAUAUAAGUCGAAGUCGAAUGUGUGCUUUGGGAAAGGAAGUUUAUUGUGCAAAUUUUCGACGCCGGUUCCCCGAGUCGUCGUCAGGCACAGACGGAAAGCAAAUGCCUAUUUGGUGGACAAACUAAUUUGUUUAGUAGGUUAUAUUCCUAAUUUUGCUGCCAUUCAUAACACUUAAGACUAAUAGUAUGUCGUCCACAUUCCUUAAAACAAGGAAUGCGCGAUUGCAACCCCGAAAUCCCUAUCUAGAAAACAGGAUUCACUAGCACCAGUAAGUUUUGAGACUUUCUUUCGCAUGGUUUCUGUCUCCAUAAAAUUGUCAAAGAAGAUAUGUAAGAAAGUAUCGAGAGUGUAGUUCAGAACGCACAGUGUAACCGAGAAAAAAUGAGUAAACAUGCAAUGAAGAAAGAAAAUGGCGAUAGGGUACAAAUGGGCAUAAAAAUUAAAGGACUAGGGAUUUCCAAGUUAAAACCAAGUUUACAACAUGAUCUAGCUAUUAACAUGAGUCCGGUUUUACGUUCGAACAUUGGCUGCCUGCAAAUACCACAGUGUCCAAGCUGUCCAUAAACAAUCAAGGACUCGGGCAGUUACUUUCGAGUCAGGCGAGUGUCCACUGACCACCAGGUGCUGCUUAGUAAAAGAGCGGAAUACCUUCUUUUCUAACAUCGAGAACCCUAUUAGGCAAAUGGCCACCUGAUUUGACUGCCAGUACGUUCCUUCGGGGUGCUUGCAUCCACAUAAGACUGUGAAUUCGUAAAUACAAUUUGAAGGGACGUACGCGGAUAAGGCACCCGGAUAAACAAUGGAAAGAAAUAGAACUAAAGCGUUUGAAGGUUUAGUCUGAGAAAUGACAAUUACACUUCUUGCAAAAAUGAUUGGUGAUGGAAUCACAUUAUCGUUAGAACCACAACACACAUACUCCUAGGCCAUAUGGAUUACCAAGAUAUCUUAGGAUGGUCCUGCCUUCAUGACAUUUACGUCAGUGGUUAAUUCUACUCCGCAUAAGCUAUCAUUGUGACUUAUCAGGGAACUAGAACCAAUGAUAAGGAAACCUGCGAACUGGAAGACGCUUUUUAUUUAAUCGAAGAAGGGGAAGACCCUUUCAUGAGAAAUAUGAAGAGCUCGCCGGAUCAGUGGAAUUAAGUUACUGUCGUUUCAGAGGACUUGGCCGGCUCUCCAUUAUCGGAACAUUUUAUGCAAAAAUCGACCAGAAUUUUGAACAAGCGGCCGAAUUAAUUGGCCUUGGACCAAUCGAUUUUUUCUUCUUUCACAGCCUUGGCCCUCUGGCAGUUGUCUGUGAAUGUAGGCGGUUUCCUGGGUGGCGUUUCGUCAUCCCAAUGGGGGCCGGUUGCCACUGUGCUCCCCAUUCGGGUGGAUUGGUCGGCGGGACGUGUUUGCUCGGUAGUUUUAAGCUUCCUGCGACCGUGUCGUUCUGGUUGUGGCGUACGUAAUGACGUAGGACUUUAUAGGCCGCAGGGAGGUCUGGAUGCUUGUUGACGGAGUUAGCAUCUGAGUACUAAGCCUCCAGUGUGAGACGUUCUGUUUUUGAGGUGCUCCGGCUUAAGACGUUUGCUCCUCGAAAGUCAAAACUGUGAUCAUUUUCUCCGAUGUGAGUUGCAAGCUGUGAGCUCGGGCCUAGUCUCCGAGUUGUCAGUUUGUGCUCAUGCAAGCGGGUCUGCAAUUUCCGUUCGGUUUCCCCAGCGUAAUUGCAGUCUCCAUCGUUACAACGUAUAUGAUAGACAACUACUGAAGUUUCAAUGGGUGGCAGCAUGCCUUUGGGUUGCUUAAAGCGGUGACGAAUUGCUGCCUGGGGACGAUGGACAAUGCCUACCCUAAUGGGUUGUAACAGUCGUGAAACCGCCUCGAAGACUCCUUUAAUGUAAGGAAUAGCCCUCCAGACCUCGGGUUUUUCUUCUUGUGGCCGUCGUCCGUUCACUCGGCGCUUGGUUUGCUUGAUGAAGUAGCCGGGGUAUCCAUUGGCUCAAAAGAGGUCAUGAAAGUAUUGUCGUUCAACUCUUUUGUCGGCUGGUGUGCUGCAAUGUGUUUCAAAUCUUUGAAAUGGGGUACGGACACAGCUGCGUUUGUGAUAGAGUGGAUAAUUGCUGUCGACGUGUGGUAUUUGUCUUGUGUUGGUAGCUUUCCUGUAAACAGCAGUUUGCAGUUGCUCAUUUGCACAUCGGCGCACAAGGACAUUCAGGAAGGGCAGUUGGCCGUCAGGUUCGGCUUCCAUUGUAAAUUGGAUAUUCGAGUUGACCGGGUACAAUAAGUCCUAAAGGUACUCCACGUCAGAUAAUUUGACGAUGGCAAAAGUGUCAUCGACGUAACGAGCCCCGAACUUUGGUUGAUACUUGGUGAACACCAAGUGUUCUUUUCGUUAAAGGACCACUUCAGCAAUCAGCCCCAUAUAGGAGGGCCAAUGGGUGUGCCUUCAAUUUGUUCAUACAUUUGUCCACCAAAGGUGAAGUGUGUUUUUAGGCAAUGCCGUAAGAGCUCGGUCAGAUGUUCGGACUUCAGGGGAUUGUUCUUCUUGUCGUAGCGUCAGUUGGCCUUACGGUGAAGGAUACUCUGACCUCGCAAAGUUAAAGUUAAACGUCUCAGGACUUUUCUAAGACUGGUCUCUCUACGUAGACAGAUGUUUCAGAACGUUGUGCUAGAAUCUUCAGGCGUUGAAAAUAUAACUCGGCCAGGCCAACUGUUGUACUUCUCUCCAGAAAUUAUCUGAUUUUUCGUCAGCUGCAGAAAUCGUGGCAUUUACACAAACACUUGGCAAAGAUGCAUUUUUCUCUAUCACCAACUUACAGUGCCGCGAAGGCAGUAAAUGUCUGGAUUGAAACUUACGCCGGGGGAGGAAUUUCCAAAUUCCCGAUUACCUGUACGCUUUCAGUUAGCAUUGACGAUGCGUACAAGUGGUAUUUUGAAGUGCCGUAGAGAAUAAAGUUCGGAGAUUGUCCUCUCUACACACAUACUCACACAUGCACACCUAAAAAAGUCGUUAAGACAAUGUCAAGCCUUAUCCUGCAAAUCUACUACGCCGGUUCCUCAUGCAAACCUACAGAAGUGCUAACUGUUUAAGCGUGCUUAAAGAAUAAUACUUGUCUGGGGUUUGAGCCAAGGCAGCACAUCCUUUGAAUUGACCAAUCUCUCUUCCUUUUCCGUUGCAACCUUUGUAUGUGCCAUGAAACUCGGUAUGCCGAGUGCAUGACUCAUCAAAGUGUAUGGUCGCGAUGCAUUCCCAAUUUUUCUUGACUGGGCAGGCGCCAACAAGGCGAGUUUUGCCCUCCUAUCCAGGUGUUCAGUGGUGCUUGGAACAGAUGCUCUCGUCCAUUUACUUCCAGUUUGCCCGUGUGUAGAAGCAUAUUUUUUUAGUUUGAGCACAAUGUACCCAAUCGUAGGAGGUCACGUUCUUGACGAAGUAGUCAUCCCUAUGCUUAGGAUACUCAUGCUGGGUUCAGUCCAGUUCAGUUCAGUUUAUUUGAGGGAAAUAUAGGUGUUGAACCUUUGAACUCCCUAUUUGUUACAAGGAAGCGAACUAUAUCAAAAAGUUGAAAUGGAAACAUCAAACAGCUACAGAGUGUCUUCAGAUUGGUAAAGUGUUCGAGCCAGACAGAUAAACGAAUUGUUCCAAGAGUUAAAAACAUUAACGUUACUAAGUGUGCUGUACAGCAGUCAUUGGUUUGUUCGCCACUUGUAUUUGCUGCUUCCUCGGGUAUCUUUCAAUGAGUUCAUAUGCAUUUUUGUUUUAAAAAGGGGUUAGCCAUAUCGCUGAUUGAGGUAAUGUAAUUCCUCCUCCGUUGAGUCUUGUUGCUUCAUGCGCAGAAGUGCAAAAUCUUUGGGGUAUCCAUUCUGUGAGAUAAUCUGAACAAGUAACAGCCUAAUUCAACAGAUUCUCUUGUCGAAGUCUUAUGUUUUUGUCUGUUUAAGGAAGUUGUUGAUAGUUCUGCGUGUUCGACAGGUAGGGUGGUUUAUCUCAUAAUGCAGCAUGAGUUUCGCACUAGAUCCUCCUUGGCGAACUAAGGGGGGUAAUGUUCCAUCAGUCUUUUAAUGUACGAAGAUGUCCACAUAUGAAUAUUUAUUUAUCAUCCUCAUUUGAUGCAAAUAUUGAAUUGAUGAUAUUGUGAUGUUUUCCAGUCGACCCUUGCUUGGGACAACAAGAAUAUCAUAUACUUAGCACAGUCACAACUUACAGUAAACUUAUGAAAUACCUGUAACUUCUUAUUUUUCAUUAUGACCGCGGCAAAAUGCCAGAGCUAGGUCGCCUUGUAGGCGCUCUCUUCGGUUGAUGAUUACAUUCUUGAACGAAUUAAAAAUUUGUUUAUGAACAACCAGAUUUGUUGAAGGAGCGUACGUGUCAUAAAACUAGAAGAGUUCGUCUGUUCAUCGUUUUUCCAAACUUGGAGAUGUGGACGCAAACAAAGAGGUGACCUCGAGCGGCGUCAUUUCAUCGGCUGCGAUUGUGAUUCUUCGUAAUUUGUCCUGAAACUUUAUUGCUUUUUCAUUUUAAUUUCCGCAAUUGCUUGUAAGUGGGUGGUUUUGGUAGAACGAUCGCUUAGGCAAAUGAGCUAUUUUUAUCUUUCCAAGGCCAUUAUGUAGCCUCAGUUUAUAGUUCCUGCAAUGCAUAUCCGUGAAGUACGGACGUAAAGUUUUGCUUUAGCCGGCCGAUGGGAAAAUACGCUGUUUACGAAGAUCCAAACGCGAUAGCACUUAUCCUUUUUGCGCAGAUGUUCAAAUCUCUCAGAGUGAAACCUGCCAUAAGAUCUACCCUAGGAUGUUCAACUGUCUCUCAUUACGGGCAAAAAUGUUGAAAACGCUCACAACUGAUGUCCUCUCUUAGAUUAGAUCAUUUGAAUAAAACGUAAUAGGUCACGAAACGAGUAUAGGAUAUGAUGCCUAAGUACAAGUUUUUUAUAAAGCAUAUUUUUAUUUCUAAAAGAAUCCAAAAUCGGCGAGAAGGUUACUGCUACUCUCAGUAACUAUUUUUCAGCGAGCGUGGUGUUUGCAGAUGACUGAAAGGUUCGCUUCCAGGGGCUGGAGUCCUCGCGUGACUGCAGUAUCAUGCGAUUAUGCUGUAUGGCAAUCAAUAUUGCUGUUUCAAUAAAUAUUCCUUUUCAAACGAAAUCCUGGUUAGACACCAGCUUAUUUUUCAAUCGCUCGUUCACCUACUGUACAUCAGAAAAAUACGUGCCCGAAUUUGUAGUAAAUACCGAAUUCGAAAGUAGGAUGCAGUGAAUGUCAAACGGAACUCUAGCGGUUGUGGUAACACUCACUUGUAACCUGAAUAUUAGGUGAUCAUUCCGCAGAAAUUGCCUGUCUUUGACUCAUGUUUAUUACGUUCUCAGAGCUGACCUUAAGAAUCAUGUCAUGGUCGCAUAAUCUUCAAGCUUUGUUUAUAAAAUUUUAGGCAAUUAAUGAUGGCAAACAUAAAGCAUGAAUAAGAAUGAAGGCAGAAUUUACUGGAAUGAGACAAAUUUGCAACGUUUCUUUAGCUAUCACUUGGCACUCCAUAAUUCAAAUACCGAGGGUGAAAAAUUGUCAGAUUAUGAUCAUCUCAGGCAAGAUUAGGUGUCGGGAUUCAAUUCAUAAUGCUUGAAGGGUAAGUAAACUUCUGGACGGGUAAGCGAAACAUACAGAACUUGUUUCGCAGUUCACACGAGUCAACAAGGUAAAAAGUGAGGAAUAUAAAAGGUAUGCGAAAUGACUGGGACAAGACCAGUCUGUCGACCUGGUUUAUGCUGUGUGCCCAAAUCCUACUUAUUCCGCGGAAUAAAAACCGCCACCGAUUCACACAGAGUCCAAUCUGUUAGGACGUGACCGAAGUCUUGAAAGAAUAAUUUUAGGCCAGCGGAGGAGUAGUUACGAGAAGCAUAGCUUUAUUUUCUGACCAGAGAAGCCAUUUUGGAAGUCCACAGAGGAUUCGGUGGCAUAUUGCAUUCGGCCUCGUCCAAUGCACAUGUAUCUAAAAUUGAACGUGAAUUCAUACACAUGCGUUACAGUGACCUGUACGGACAUAACACCCUUGCGUGACCUCCGUGCGGCUGGAAUAUAGAUGACAGACUGUAUUGUCUUUUUCCAUUGCAUAAAAUUGUCUACAAUUAAUGGUUUUGUAAAUAUUGUUGCUCCUUAAACGCAGCGGUUUUACGACGAGCCUGCUUAAAAGUGAUCAUUCCACCAGUUUUUGUCUUAGAGGACUACUGUACUUUUUAAUAACGUUGUCGCCAUAGCGACAUUUUAUGGGACCGUUUUGAACUAGCAAAGUUUUGACUUGUUUUUCUUUGUACCGGGAUUAAACUUAGGAGUCUAAUUUACUGACUAUCAUUUGAUCUACCCAUUCUUCUCUCGAAACAUAAAGAACUUCAGUAACGUUAAGUGUUUGUCUUUCUCCGCUCCCGUUGUGAAAUCGAUUAUUUACGCCACUUACUUAUUGUGGAGAGAUGGUCAUUGCCAUUACUUUCAUUAUUGACGUCAGCAAAUACGUCACUAGCAGACCGCUCACCCAACAUUGACUGACUACGUUUUUUGGUCUCUUAUAAUUUUUGUGAUCUUAAAUUUCUCCAUUCCCAUCCUGAUAACUUUGAGUUUCGCAAUAGGAUAUGUCAGCUUGGAAUCCCUCGUAAUGAAAGAAUAGCAGAUUUUAAACUUUUUAAAUGUCAAUGACAGGUAGUGGCUGCAGAACCUCUGCGAACUGUGUUAAUAUAGGUAAACACGGCCUUUAUUCCAAUGUAGGUCAACGGGACCGGACACAAAUCCCUUUCGUCACACAAAUAUGAUGCGCUCACUUAUUAGUUUAGUAUUCAUAUGUGUAGUUCAUAGUCUAGAGGCACAGGGCAGUUUGAUCUUCAAUUCCGACUAUGUCCAUCGUGUGUACCACAGUAGGGUGUGAGCAGGGAGGUAACUUGGUCGUAAAAUAGUUCCUGUUGAUAGAAGACUUGUGUUGCAUCUACCACAUUUUCUCUUUCUGACGUCCCUGGACCCGAUGUCAAAAAGCGUCAAGAAGACCGGAGGGGCUGAGGAUGGAGGUGCGUCGCGCAGUGGAAAUCAACAUCUAGACAUGCCACCAAACCCCCUGGUAUACUCAAAAGCAACCAUGUUUUGACACAACAAGAACAGCUUUAAGCGCACUGUGAUAGUGACAAGCGCGUCAAACUGUUUACACUGAGGAAUAUGCACUGAGAGCCGACCUCAUUCUCUCUUCCCUUUACGUUUCACCGCUCGAUUGUCCUAUCCGGUCACCCAACUGAUGUUGAGAUUGUGAAAAGUGACUGGCAUAGUUAAGUAAGGUAUGUCAGCGUUUGUCACACGCAACCUGGCCUCCCUGCCAGAUCUCACAUAUGCUAGAGUGCCAUGGAGACCACAUGGAGGAGUCAAAGAAUACGCUUUCCGUUUACGCUAGAUGCGCCGACUCCAUGCUCAGAGUUGGUGAUGCUGGACGUGCUCGUGUGUGGCGUAUCUGCUGGUGAAUAGAGGGGUUGUGACGUGGUCUAGCCGGUAGAGUUUUAUCGCAGGUUUUCAUGGAUAUACAUAGGGCCGAGUAGACUCAUGUAGUGACUGAGCAUGGGUCGGCAGUGCGGGAGGUUGAGACGAAGGCGUCGGGGUAAGAUGUGGUUAUGUAGCCGCACCCGAUGGACACAAUACUGUCGACCGACUUAAUUAUUUUGAGUUGGUGUGACUACGUUGGCAUGGUGUUGCUGUGCGUUGCGGUGUGUGUUCUGUUGGCGGCCUUGUUUCUUGGUUGCCGUGUCUACAUUUUUCGGUUCAAUGCUGGUGGUCCUUCUGGACCUUCGACCUGUCGUCUCCUUUUAGCUUUCGCGUUGGAUGUUUCAUGGUUAAGGUUAGGGUUGGAGUUAGGGGUGAGGGCUAGGGCUUAGGUUAGGGCAACUAUUCCUCAACCACUCAAACCAAUAGCUUUUCUUUCGCAUACAAUUACUUGACUUCGACGCUUAUGCUUUCCCGAUCCCCAAUUGUAGAAACCCCUAUUUCUACAAGUCUCGUACUACAGGUGGCUAGGAUUUUUUUUACCUCAGGUGCAGCUACAUAAACAUGUUUGACCGGCGUCGGAUGUAGAUAGGUGCUCCAGGCACUGGUUCGCCUUUCUAUGUGCGAUGGAUUCGCAAAUGACCGUCCGUAACGAUAUGCGAUGUGCAUGAGCAGUGGUAAUGUGGGCAGGGUCUGUUCAGAGAUUCUGAACCGGUUGAAGUCAUGUUGUUGCUAGUGGCGGCCGGUUUGUCGGAUGGGAAGUAGUCAGUGCUUGGAAUGGAAGCGUUUUCGGUUGUGCAAGGUGUGCUUGACGCGGCGAUAUUACGGUGUCUACGAAACAUCAUUAACAUUUAUAUUUAUGACAGGGAUAAACAUUUGGGUUACGGUGUUUGCAUGAUUCCGUCGUCUAUGCCUUUCACAACCCUUCUAAUGUUAUUCGCCCUGACGCUCUCUUCGCAAUGGAGAUGGGCAACAGGUAGCGGCUACGUUUUCUUAACCGUCUAGUGCGCCGAAAGGUCAGAGGUAUUUCUGAAGACGAUCAGGUACAUUAACUGACGACUGAUGGUCAUUCAUCGCCCUAGUUAAAAGUCUGAGCACGUCCAUCCCGUUGUGCCUUGGAGGUCAGUCUAAAACCAUCUCGGGCGCUCACGUUGCGCCCAAUAAUAAUGCAGAAUGAAUACUGACAAAGACCGGGGAGUCUGUGAUGUCAAUUUUUGGCUUUUCGUCGUUUUCUGCCAAUUGUACCCGCUGCAAUCGAAAGGCACUUGGUCUGUGGCACGAUGACAGGUCAUUGGAUUUCACGCUCAAUGACUGAAUAAUCCGGAUUCGAAUCUUAGGUUAUCCUAAUUUGAGGUUAUUUAUGCCUGACUGAAAACGCCUAAAAAGGUAAAAAUGAUAAUCUGACUUUUCUAUGCUUCUGUUGGUACUUAUUCCUUACUUAGUCUGGUUUCAACGCGACUGCCUGCACUAGCUCUAGUUUGGGCUUUAACGGACAACAGGCAAUCGUGUUCGGUAUCGUAAUCAGAACGGUAAGUGAAUUUCCAACGCGAGUUCGUAAAGGUUUACUGUUUUGACGCCUGCAUGUUUGAAAAGCAGUCCCUUUUAAAACCUUCAGGGAAAGGUUGUCUGUGUUUCUGGCAGACCUAUUUAAAAAAGUCUUGAUUUUUUUGUUACCUUAGGUUCUUCAAACCCUGCUUCUCCGAUACUCCCUGUUGGGAGACUCUGCUACCUCCUUUUAUACUGAUUUCAUGCUGGGUCGUGUCCAGCCGAAUUCGGCCUCCACUGAUCGACCGCUUCCAAUGGCCAGUAUCGUCUCUCAAUUCAUUAUACCGAGGGCUCCCACACGCAAACUGCGAGACCGAAAAAAGGGUAAGCUUUUUAGCCGUUGCUGCUGAAAGUGAUGCUAUUGACCUCUCCUCAGACAGAAAGCCUCAUUGUAUAGCACGCAUGUUAUGAUACUUGACAGCUGUUACAGGAAUCUACAGGAGUCCGCGACAAAAAUCUCUACUAUUGAGCGUGUUAUCCACCUUGCGUAUUUCACGCUUGGGCCUCGAGUUUCUGGCGUGUUAAGUACUGCCCACUCAGGUUAUGGAGAUGUCAUUCCUAGAAGUUCAUUUCGCUUGGGAGCAUUACACACUAACGAAUUAUUUGUCUUCGAAGGGAUAUGGAUAUUGUUGAUUCCAGCCAGUCGUUGAGAAAAAAAGUCAAGAGAUCAGUACAAGCAAUAGUUUUCAUAGUAAAUUAAAAGAAACGUUCACCGGGAGGGCUUCAUUUUUAAUCUGACUUUUCAGGUAGCGAUUCCGCCAACAGAUUUUCAGAGGUUUGAGGGUCACAUACACAGCUACCAGUACAUGAUACGUGGGAUGCAUAUGUAGUGUACCUAACGAGUGUUUCGCCAGUGCCAUUUGCGGACGUGGACUGAAUUCCUACAUAGCCGUGGUCCGUGUCGACUUUUCCCUCGUUGACCGUGGCGACAAUUGCCGGCCUUCAAGAUCUUCUAUUCUGUUGCUUACCAAAGCCAGGUAGGGGCGCAAGCUAUUUUAUGGAGCGGUCGUACGAGCAGUCUGAGGACACUCAGUCUUUUGCCUCCAGCUUGGCGUGUAAUCAUCACCUCAGUCCCCCGACCUCAGCUGCUUCACAGGUGAAAAUAUGUCCUCUUAGCGUAGCAGGUUCCAACACCUCGGAUUUUGAACGCCUACGUCUUCACAGCUGUACACAGCUUUCUCUAACCAAACGUGCACAAAAUGCGGCAGAUAACGACUACAUUCUACAUUGGGACGGCGUUCUCUGGUCAUAAUCUGUAGGCGCGGCUUUAAGUCGGGUCUGAGAGCAAUUUUUAGUCCAAGUGGUAUUGAAGAGCAAGCCACGGUCUCGGAGAUGCCUUUCGGGCAGGGUGGUUCGCCAUUAUCUUAGUUGGUUGGAUUUCAUUAUCGCGUUCCUUUGGAACAUUACACCCUUCUCAACUAAUACCUGUGGUCAUCCGUUGUUUCUGUAAAUCUAACCGUGGGAACUGACAUAUUCCAGUGAAUUUUCACUCCCUUGCAGUGCUAGAUUAUUGUGCUUAGUCAAUGUCUUCAGCAUCUAUGGGGGUCCCCUAUAGUACUGUUGUCGACAGAUUGCCGUCAGAUUGACGGCAUGCGAGAACAUCUAGGGAUGGCAGUCUGUCCUCCACUCCCUUCUUCAUCAGAUUCAGAAUGAUUGACCCUGUUUAUUUGGUUUAUUUUCAAAUCCUGACCUAGACAAUUUUGAUGAGUGCAGUCUGCGGGUGCGCCGAGAAGUGAGUUUAUGUAUGGCUCGAACACUCCUCUUUUGAAAUUACUGGAGGGAUAUCCCAACGAUAUGUUCGGAAGUUGGCGGAUCCGACGUGAUACAUGCAAGAUUUCAUCGAAAGCUAAUAACGUUCUGAUGCAGUGUCCCACGGGCCAUCUGAGAGUCUGAUCGCUCACUAAUUCGGUAAAUGCCUUCAAGAACAUUCUUAUUUUAAAGUUCUCAACAGACAGGUAAUUCAGAAUCUGUCUUUAUGGGCAAUCGGACGGAAACACUGAAAAUCAUGAAGUAUUCAGCAAUAUUUCGAGGCCGAUCUGAAGCUCAUCUUAAUCGAAAACGAAAGAAAAGUAUAAAGUAAUUUAACGGAAGAAAUGUUUUCUUUAUAAACACAAAAUGGUAUGUUUACGAUCACGCCUGUCAGUUCUAUUUAAAUUUAUUAGUAAUCGGCCGGCUUCAUGGCAUGUCGCCUUAUGAAAACUUUUGAUCCUACGACGUCCCCAUCGGGGAAAUCAAGCAAAAGCCAGCUUCUCUUGUUGAACCGCAUUUCAUUUAACUCCAAAUACUCAAGGAAAUUAUGAAACACAGGAAAACUGUUUUGAAAUCUACACUCAGCAUGUAGGCAGUUGACAAACCGUCAUAUAUGAAGCCGCACUACUUAUUAAACGAUAUUUAGAUGUAAACUUCACCAAAACACUGUUUUUAGACGUUAUUUUUAUUUCUAAUCUCAUAUUUACUACGUGUUUGGUAUGAGAAUACAUUCUAUACAUCUAAAAAAGAACUUUACUUAAUCAGAGCCAUUUCUGUCGUUUUCGGGAUAUUGCGCUUUUUAAAGUAAAUCGAAAUUUCUAAACAGCGCAACACUGCCUAUAGUAUUUUAUUUUUUUAAAUUCUUUUAAGCUUGUACUUAAUUAACAUAGACAUUUGACUCAUUAAAUGGUGUCAGUUUGCGAGUUAUUGGCAAUCAUUCGUAAAUUUCGACACAUUUCAUGAGUUAGAUCACUAACUGUAAGUUACGUGGUCGCCGUUCUCAUUGUGUUUUCGACUGUGGAUGCCUGUGUUAUGAAAGGGAAUUGUGGACUGGCAUCAAAUGAUAUCACUCCUUACUUGGUUCGUUUACCAAUGGCCUCACUGAACGAACUGUUGUUUGCGAGCCCAUCGUUGAAAACCUUGGCUUCGCGAACAACCAGUUUUCAAACUCGUAUGUGGGCGUCCCUCGGGAUGAGGCAAGCUGCUAGAAAUUGCAUCUGACUUAGGCUUUUUUGGAAGGCUAUAUAAUUGCGUCAUACUUACUUUUCUGGACUUUGUUAUGUCAGUUUGUGGUGUUAUAGACGUUGGUUUUCUCCAAUUGGGUCGGGUUUCUAUUUACCUUCACGAUUAACGACUUGAAAGUGCAGUAAUUGUCUUGCACCAAGAAAGUGGCGGCGAACACAACAAAACCAAACGGUGACCGGUUUCUCACCCGUACUCAGCUUUGGCAAUCCGCGUGGCAGGCACGUUGGGCAUGCAACCCAUCGCCAUGCAAUGAGAACUGUGCACAGGACUUUCGAAGUUCCUAAGUUGUGUGGCCGAGAUCGUUAGCUUAAAACGCCAAAACACACAAACGGUUCAUUCCGUCAUUGUCUUUCCUUCUGUUUACCUAUUUUCACGUGUUGUCCGACAGUUACAUGUAAACUGCUACUGGCUUGAAUUCGUUUCAUGUCAUUUUCACCUUUCGCCCUUACGCGAUAGGAUUAAACAGUAAAAAUGGAGUUCAAAAAUCUGAUUUUAAACACAAAUUAUAAACCAGUAACUACAAGUAGAGUCUUUCGCCUCAACAAACGACCACCGUCUUAAUUGGGUUGCUUGUUGAUCAGUCGACCGAUAAAGUGUUUUGGUUGUCUGCGAAACGGUAUAUGCGAACAUGCCUAACGAGACUAACCUUGACCAUAUAAGUGCGUUAAUGGUUUAAAGAGAUCGCUGUUCUGUUGUGUCUUUUGGCGCGGUUUUUGUUGUUGUUGUUGUAAAGCAGCAGACAGUAUGACUGCUUCACACCUGGAUAGACGUCGGACAAGUAAGAUAUGUCAAGAAUGGCGUUGCGUUAGAUGGCGGAGCGACUUCCGUAGUUCUUAGGUGUAGAAUGCUUAGACUCGGAUUUCGGGGUCUGUGUCGAAUGUCAGAGCCACCUCCCGCAAGGCUUGGCAGCCGGACUGACUUAUUCGUUGGAGACUGGAGAGUUGUCAAAAGUGGUGGUACAGUUGGUCGACGAAGAAGUCCUGGAAGUUAUGUACAGGCGACCUGAAAGUAUGAACCAGCGGUGUCGAUGCACGGGGCGAGGGUUCGCACUUCCGCCAUGUGGGGAUCUGCCCAUCGACAAUCACGAGUAAUUAUGGGCUAGUGACAAAUUUGCAUUCCAGAUCUCUACUAAAGAGACCCAAGCGAAUUCUUUCGCUAAUAUUUCCUGUGAAUACUCUUCAUUUCACCAUUAAAAAUAAGGAAUAAUAUCUACAGCUUCUGACUAGAACGGUAGUCCUGAGGGAGAGAAGCAGUGAGUAAGCUAAGUAACAAUAUAUUAAUAACGUCCAUAUGAUUCUCGUAACUAUUGUCUUUCUAGUCAUAUUUUAUGAAAAGUCAAUUCCGUCGAAAUUUUAGUUUCUUUCAUAAAGCGACUACCCAAAUUCUAAUACUCUGGGCAGGCCGUCGUAGGACUAUUCGAGACUAGCCCUUCAGACAUUUCUGUUCCCGUUGGUUCUUGCUGGUCGUGGACGCGUGGGUCGCGUUCAAGGAAUGUAUUGAAUUUGCGUCGUCUAGUUCUGCCGCAACCAAAAGACCGUAGUAUAGCAUUUUCGAUCUGUGCUCAUCCAUGAUGAUGGUAUCUCUGAAGCGUUAUUUUAUAAAGCUCACUAGAUGUCAUCCUUGCGGUUUACUUUUGGGAUCAAAAUCGGCUAAAUCGCAGUUGGUAGCCAGGAAUGGGGAAGGGGACGGUGACCUUAGCUCUAAUCCUAACCUUAACGCUAACCCUAGCCUCGACCUUGAACGUUAACCGUUAACCCUAACGCCAACCCUAACCGAACUCGUAAACGGAACCGUAGCCCUUAGACAUAUCCGUAACUGAAAAACCUAAUCGUAAUACUGAAACCUACUCGUACGUUCAAACCCUAACUGUAACCCAAAAACCUAAGCCCCAAAACAUAACUCUAACCCAAAAAUCGGGAACAAUUAACCGGUGCCCUAAUGCUAACCUCAGACGUAAAACGGAAGCCAAACGGUUCAGAUGUUGUUAUGGGGCCCCACAAAAUGAUCACAGUAAGCAAAUCCCCCAGACACCUGUAAUACGAGGCCUGGCUACCAACUGCGAUCUAGCCCCAAAAUCACUUUUUAUUUCUUACUUGCAUUUGUUUUAUAGAAUUGCAUCGUCUGUCUUUGAAGGCCCCAAGUGGCCGCCUAGUGUUCCUUUUGAGUUUGCCAGUUCAAACUCCAUGUGUCUGAUUAUAAAGCGAAAAUGUCCAUUAGUUUUUCAUAUUGCGUAGCAUUAUAAUUAUUGUCUGUAAAAGGGAUUUUAGUGUCAAUAUUAAUAAAUCAUUAAGGCAUUUAUACCAGUCUGCUGAAUAACCAUUCGCAUCUUAGUGCAUAUUUCACUGGUUAAUAAGGGAGAUUCGUCAGACCGAUAGCCUGCGGGAGGUGAAAGCAAUAAUUUCGAAAACUUAGCCAGUCUGUAAAAAAACUUCUGUAGCUGCUUGAUGUUUCCAUCUUUAAAUUUUUGAUAUAAUUCACUUCCUUGUAACAACCAGGGCAUUCAAAGUUUCAACACCUAUGUUUCCCUCAAAUAACUUGAAAAUGAAAGUUAAUAUGAUGGAAAAUGUCUCAUCGCCCCACUUCUUUGAUACCCUCUUCUUAAGGACUUGAUUUUGUAAUAUAAUCGAAACUCCACCAUGUACGUGUCAUUUCUUUUGGAAAGGGACGUGUGUCGGAAUGAGAGAUCACAAGUUUAAAGUCAAUGAGGGUGGUCGCCCUAGUUGCCUCGAUGAUUCCGGUGUUCAGCGAGGCACCUCUACGCUAGGAUCUGAUCACUGCUAUUCAAGUCUCACUCACUUUUUAUCUCCAAUAAGUGGACACAGUCAAGUGACACUGGUAGAACUCAUACAAAGUUGGUGUUCCCGACAACGAUGGAUGAGAGGUAGAGACACGGCACCAGUGUGGAACACGGUACGCUCGAGCCUACCUCGUCGAGCACAUUAUCUGGCUGUGUUCGUUCAUAUUCUCCAUUGAUUGCCUGAAAGAAUUUUAAAAUAUUUAGUCACGAAAUAUUCCAGUGUGCGACGUUUUCUCGAAGACAACUGUACAUAAAAAGCGGACACAAAUAGCUAUUUCGACUGUUCGAACCUAAUGCAUGACCUUGAAUUGGGGGAAGUUGGAACGGAAAGAAGGCGUUUUGCUGACAAAACAGCUCAGGCCGUGGUGGACUUUUUAAACUUAUUUAUUUAUUUAUUCUUCAGUCAUAUCCACCCUAAAACCCUAGAUCGACAAGACCCUUCACCCAGAUCUGGACCGUUAGAUCAUGGGCCAUUAAGGUAAACGCUUUCCCACUGUGCCCUGACCUCGCCGCUCUGUUAUCUCGGACUGAUGAGCUGUUCGUUGAUUGAAGCUUCAAUGGUUCAUUACUGCAGCCGCCUCACCUAAUUUUUCACCGUUCUUGGCACGUUUCUGCCACUGAUUGAAGUGACUUUUGCCGUUAGAGACAAAUGGAUUUGGACAACAGGUCACUUGAGGGCACAAAUGGAUGGAUGACAUCGCAUCUGGUGUCGGAGACUAUUUUCGCAGAUAUUUUAGAGGAGGCAGUAGUCGGAACAGCUAUACCUGUUGUGAACUUGUAAGUGCUACGUUUUCGUAGCAGUAAAACUGUGAGUGUAUUGAUUCAAAGGUGUUUCAAACAUUCUAAGAGGUUUUACAAGUCUUUUCUGAUCUUUUGAUUGCAUCUUCUCUUACGUAAUUUUGAGCCGUCCCGCAGUUUUUGUUAGCUCUACACCAUAGGGCCUUGCGUCUAUAAAGAACUGAGAGUAUGAAAAAAAUUCAUUGUGGCCCAACUGCAAAGUAUGAGAAUGCACCCUUCAGCAUAUGUCUUUGGGAACCUUGUCGCAUUCCUGAACAAGUUUUGGUCGUUUGACAAUUGGGCUGGUGGUGUUUGGACUUUUCUUUUUCCUUCAAGGGUCUUGUCACUUUGGUACCAAAGCUCUAACUGGUUUUAGAAGAUUUUCAAGGCAAGUCCUUCGUAUGCUUUGAAAAGUUGAAGGUAUCAAAAUAUAUUUUCGACUGGUAUUCGUAAACGUUCUGCAGGACGGUAAUCCUGCCAAAAUGCUCCAAAUCUCUGAAUUAAGCCCGCCACAUGCAUUUAGUCCGUAAGGACUAGGAAGACGAAAGCUAUGUAUCCGCAUUUAAUUGGCCAAUAAAGAUCAACCAGAUUCAAAGUUAGACGGAAGUUCGAGACACAGGGUUAAAUUUUCGUAAAUUUUAGGGUCCUUCGUGAUGCAUGAUCACACAGUCAAGCAUCUGCUGCCGGUAUUACGCCGAUCAGCCAGGUCUAAGCAACUAAUGACGGGGACAUCGAAGCCCUUAUCAACGCAACGAUAGAACAACUCAAAAAUGCAUGCGUGUUUCUGUUUUGUUCUUUUAUACUUCAGAUUUGGACAAAGGAAAGAUCGGAUAUUUGCUACAAGUGUUCGAGAUAUACUCUUGUUUUCCUUUUCAAAACAUCAUCCGUUCUAAACUUUUUCGUAGCCUGUAACGCUUGACCAGUAAGUAACCACUCGCUUAACUAUCCCACCGCAACACUCACAUGGAAGUGGUUGCUACACCUGGCUAGAAACCGCUGGAUGCCGACAGUCACUUAGAACGAUCGAGAUGCAAAAAUGAUCCUCAUGCCGUCGUGAUACCUGUGCUACUGAUUUAUCGUAAAGGGAUUUGGACAAUAAUACACGAAACGCUCAUUAAACUGCAAUUUAAUUUUAUUUUCGCGAGGAGGGUGUAUUAAACAAGUAUCAAACCUUGCUGAUUAGUUUAUUGGCUUUAUUAAAUCCAAAGCGUGUUACAAUUUGAGCAGAGAAGACAGAAUUGUGGAACGCACUCUUCGCCUGGUUUGUUUGUAUCCACUCAUCGAAAAGUGGAGUCUGAUGGAUCAUUCUAUUCCAUCGCAAACACGUAUAAGAAAGAGUCUGGCUAAUGUUAUUUUUAUCGACAAAAUUCGACAGGGAUUCCUCCAGAAAUUGUUGAAUAAACCCCGAUGUAAAUUAGUUCGAUUUGGAUACAAUUUGUUUUUCUAUAUUUGAAUUAAACACUUCAAACUGAAGUUAAUUAGCUGCGUACUGCGCGCCUGAAAGUCUAACAGGAAACAGUGUAUUUCGAAAAAAAUGGCUAACGGAAAACGCUGACGGGGACGGGAGUUGGUUCACGUCCACAGUUGUAAAGCGAUGUUAACUCCUACAUCGCGUGGACUAGACAAAAUGAGGCGCGACGGCGCACACGGCAGAAAGUGACGAGAUGUUCUAAAGGUUUGUCCGGAAAGGAUGCCGUGAGAGAUUAUGUUACGUGUGAUAGGUCGAAGUUAUGGUGCAGACUGCAUGCGCAAAUCAAGGCGGCCGCUCUUUAGACAUAUGAUAGUUCAACUGUUCGUGUCUAAAAAUAUAUUCCGCCGCAGGCUGUCUUACGGUAGUCAACACCAGUCUUAGGAGCAAAUCUUACUAGUAAGCCGAAAUAAAAUGUCGUUUCUCUACGUGCGUACGCAUCAUCAGCCCUGAGAAUGAAUGGCAUUAGAGCGUCGAACAGGCAAAUGAGAGCUAACGCACAUGAUUGUUUGCAUUCGCAAAAUUAGGUAAGGCGCAAUAUCCUGAUCAGCCAUUGCCCCCAGUCCUGAUCGCCCUUUUCCAGGGAUAACCUAGGAGUUUCUUUUGACUGCGGUUGAAUGCCCGUCGUAAUCCGUGAAGGUUUGUUAACACGGGACCGUGGUACUGUUAAUAAUGCUAUUUCGGACGGUUUGCCCGGCCAGUUUCUCAGGCCGAAGUAUUCACUGCAACCGAGGACAUGCAUUGCAGGGAGCUUGCAGCCAAUAAAGAAACCCAUCUGAGUGUGGGUCUGCGUGAUACGCACGAACGCAACCUACGAAAUUUAACCGUUGGACUCAGGUACACCAGAAAUUACAAGACGAUUUCAAGUGACCAAUAAAGCUAUCAGGCAAAAUACAUGUUUAAGUUCAAAAAUGGCAAAUUUCGGAAGACAGAACGGGGAAAAUUUGCAGUAGAUGCCCUUCGUUGUAUGUGCUCUCUGGCUGCGUCAGUCUCCAUCUUUAGUAGACUGUCCCAUAAAUGUUAUAUUUAAUGAACUCUUACUCAAAGCCAACAGCCCGUAAAAUCAUAAAUAUUUUGUUUGCAGUUUGUUUGUUUUGAAAAAGUAUCUGUCAGGCCACCAGAGGCUCACCGUGCGAGAUAGGAGGAAGAAAGUCGCAAUUAGUUGGCACAGUUGGUAUGUGUUAUUAUGAUAGGCCAGAAGCGCACUUCCGAGGGGUCGUGGGGUUGAUGCUGUGACCUUUCUGGUCAUGUGACUUCCGAUUUCCCAUACUCUGCCUUAACCAAUUUUUGUCUUGUUGAAAACCUAAGGCCUACAAUAUUUUUUGAUGUUGAUCGCCAUGUAUGCUGAAUUAGCAUUUUCCGAGUUUAAAGCGGGGGGCUUUUGAAAAAAGGCAGGUAUGCUUUUCAUUGACCCUUUGUCGACAUCUAUUCCACCAAACUGAUAGUUUUUCUUAAAAAAUAGUAUCGAAAAAGACAGAAAUCUGAACACCUGCGGGUCGAGCAUGAACCUUUUAAUCAUCAUGCAGAUUCAUCAUCACUACACUAUGGACUCCACCAUACUGGACAUAAACCAGCUUAAUCGACAGAGAGGUGACGCGCAUCAACUUAUCUUGAUUGCACCGCCAGCUAUCAGGACAACUCGGUACACGUCACUCUUCCAGUCAGAUGCAAGAGCAUAAGUUGAACGAAAGUAGGCGGUUGAACAUAGGUGCCCUCUGGCCCCUCGUAUUUUUAUGGAAUUUGACGUAGUUCCGUGGGUUAAGAACCCUUUCUGUAAGUUGCACUGACUCUUCAUUGCGAUGAUUGAUACGAACAAAAUGAUCACUGAUAGCGUCCGAUAUGGCGUUUUAAGAAAAAGCUGGCAUCGUGAAAAAUAUUUUCUCCGUUUUCCGCCAAAAUUAUGUAAGAACGAUGGGACGCUGUCGAACUUUUUCUCGUUGACUUUUAGUUUGUGCUACAUCCAUUAUCGCUACGGUUCAUGUCAACACGAACAAAAUAAUGCUCCGUUUCCUAGAGUUACUUGCCCACAGCGACCAGAUUUUCGCAACAUUUUUAAAAUUUAUUACCAGAGAAACGAUGACAGUUAAUUUAAACGGACUCUUAGACAUAUAAGCGAUAGGCCAGUAUCCGGGAUAUUUCCAAAUACCAUGGUGCUACUCGUAGGUGCGAGAAUAAUUUGUGUUCGGCUAACGCUCUACUAUCGUUUCGUUCAGGGGACCGACCCUCGAGAGACGUAGGUUAAUGUUGCCGCCUGUUCUCUAGUUCUUGGCUCAUUUUCCCCUGGAAGUGGUGAGAGGGUGAAGAGUAUCCCAUAUGUUCUUCACUCAACCUAGUUUCUGUAGGCAAGUUUUAAAUUCUGGCUACUUUUUCGUCUUGGCUUGGGAGGAUUAACAUUUGUGUGACGUUUGAUGGACAGGGACAAGCACCCAAUCAGCUAAUCUCUUCGUGCAAAUCUCCAGUAGGCUUGAUCUUAUCAUACUGCCCUAAUGCAUUUGGAGUGGGAAGAGGAAGGAAUCUUGAUAUGGCACAAGUUUUUCUUGCUAUACCUCAGUUUGGUUGUUUGCCGUUACUGUUUCCAGCCUCAUCGACGACUAUCGUUGGGCAGGCCAACACACCAAAAUCUCUCUGCUCUUUUUCCCCAUGUCUGACCAAUCGAGCACAGUGUGAUCUUCGUACGACCUGCAGUUAUGCUGCGUACGUCUUUGUCGUUCUAAUUGCAUUUACACGUAUCACAGGUGGCAGGGCGCUGGUGACUGAGUGCAGGUGUGUCUGCUGUCCGUUGAGUGGAUGGUGGCUGUGUUGUUCCGCCAAAAGAUGUGUCCGGUUAGGGACACCCGUUCAUGAGCGGUUGUUCGUACCAUGCAAAUGGUGACUGCUCCACACGGUUCUCAACUGUCGCCGAACUCUCAACUGUGGCUUCCCUAAUCCAGGCUCUACCGGCGGGUUAAACCUUAUGAGGGUGUCCGGUGCUGUGUGUCAUCACACUCGGUAAUUCUGUUCUCUCAUUCAUCCCUUCCCCCCUCUCUCUUCGUCUCCCCCCUUCACUCCAAAAGUCCUACAACCCCGCAGGCGGCCCAGGCCAACUCGGGUCGCUCUUAACUAAACAAAGCCGUGACCUAUAGUGGAGCUCGACAGUCAUCUAGGAUGUCGAAGCAGCCCUAUUAAGGGACAUCCCUUCUUAUCCCCUGGUGGGAACGGAGCUUGAAAAGUUGCUCCGAACAAAUGCCGGGAAAUCACGCCAUCUGUUAGUAUACCGCAACUCGUAGAUGCAAAACUCGCGGUCCAAAAUAACAACGAACAGCAACAACCAUGGUCGCCCUCUGCUCCGCCACACCCUACAAGCUGCUAAGGUGAGUCCGCUCACCUUGACAGUCUGGAAUGUGGCUUCCCUUCUAGACAAUCUGAGAAGCAACUGACCGGUACGGGGAACGGCGCUAGUCGCUCGAGAACUGGCGCGCUAUAAGGUGUUCAUCGCUGCUGUCGACGAAACCCGCUUCUCCAAACAAGUUCAGUAUGAUGAGGUGGGUGCCGGCCACACCUUCUUUUGGAGCGGCUGCCUAGAGGCAGAGCAACGCGGUUUAGGAAUACCUUUGCUAUCCAGAACGACGUCGUGGGACGACUAUACUGUCUGACACAGGGCGUCGACGACCUCCUAGUGACACUUGUCCUGCUUCUUCGGGAGCCCAAUUUGGCACCAUCGUCAAUAUGUAUGCCCCUCCCCUGCCUAAACAAUGAACUUCUAUGAGACCAAGGCCAAGUUAUGCGAAAACCUGCAUGCCUUCUUGGCAGCUGCGUCGAUAGUGGACUACUUGGUUGUCUUUGGGGACUUCAACGUUUGCGUCUGGACAGAUUAAGCUGCCUGGGGGGAGCGGGAUUCUGGAUCCCCACGAAAUCGAUAACUGCAACGACAACGGCCUCCCUCUUGUGAACCCAUCCAGAACACCGGCUCUUCCUGACCAACACCUUCUGCGGCCUUCCGAUGCUGAAGAAGGCGACCUGGAUGCACCCCCGAUCGCGGCGCUGGCAGCUGCUAGACUACAUUCUCGUCCGGACGCGAGAUCGACAGGACGUGCUGACGAUUAAAGCUAUCCUUGACACGGGUGACCGAAUGGAUCUCGGCUUUGAUAUCUUUAAGAUGAGGCUCCGACUACAAUGCCUCAGGAGACCACAAAGUAAGCGACCAACAGGUAAGUUAAAACUGUUUUGUCCGAUUUGUCUGCUCAUCGAUUACAUUCCGGCAGCCAACUAGCCUAGCAUUUGGAAAAACUGCCGACCCCGGAUGACAACGCCACCGGGGAGACUCGGUGGUGUCAGAUGCGGAAUACUAUCCACUCCACUGCCUUCGAUGUCCUCGAACGCGCACGUCGCCAACAUCAGGACUGGUUCGACGACAAAAAGGCAGGCGUCGGCAACCUGCUGGACGUAUAUGCCUACAGCCUACAUUGGUCGCCGGACAGAUGAAAACAAAGUCGCCUUCUUCCGAUGUUACCGUCUCGCACAACCACGACUGCGGGAGAUGCAGGAUACCGGGAUGACUCACAAGGCCGAGGAAAUCCAGGAAUAUACUGACCGCAAAGAAACAAAGAACUGCUUCUCAUCAAAAAAGGCACCCUGCGGCCCACGCCGUCUUUCAGCUCCGGUGGAACAGCACUUCUGACGGAGGACUCGCAGAUGCGGAACUACUGGGCCGAACACUUCAGAAAUGUCCUCAACCGCCUGCUUACAAUCUCCAAAGUCGCCAUGGACCUACUUUCUGAAGUGGAAACGACCUGACCUCCUGCCUUCUCUCUCAGAAACAAUCACCGGCGUGCACCAAAUCUCCAGCGGGAAAGCAUCGGGAUCCGACGCGACUGCGGCGAAGUUUACAAGCACGGCAGCCCCUGGCUAAUGGAUCAACUUGCAACGCUAAUCCUGGAGAUGUGGCAUCGAGGACAAGUUCCUUAUUAUUUCAGGGAUGCGUCGACCGUCCAUUUCUAAAAGCGAAAAGGGAACUGACAACUCUGUGAUAGCCAUGAAGGAAUCCUGAUGCUAAACAUCACGCACGCAUCCUCCUCAACCGUCUUAACUUCAUCUCGAACAGAGCCUUCUUUCGGAAAGCCAGUGCGGUUUCCGACGCUACCAAGCAACAACCACUAUGAUCUUUGUUGUGUGUGUUCUGGACUAGGGGACGUGGUAGCACACCCAAGUGUGGAUUUUUGUCGAACCAGCCACCUUCGCCUUCUACCAUUUGAGGCCUUCUUGUCUCUCUCUUAACACCGGGUUCAGUCGUGGAAGGAAGAGGAGAGAGUGCGUUAGAUGCAGCACAAGUCUGCUAUCACUAUGAAACAAAUCGCAUGCAAGCCACCGCCCCGACUUAGUCUGCUGUGGAUGUAGUUGGUAAUGACGGGCGAGGUGCCGUGUGUGCGAAUGCCCCCAAAAGAGGCCACGCGACAGAUGCGUCAGCCCGACAGGCGUUUUCGGGAAUGCGCAUCCAUAACAAACGCCAACAUAUGGGAUGUGGUGCACGCCCAAUUUCUCGAGCCAGUUGGGAUCCGACCUGCUUCCUUUUUUUCUUGGUGCACAAAAUCCUGGUUAGUGUGUGUUGUGGACCAAGGGACGUGGUGGUAGGUCUAGGUUCGGAUUUUCGUUGUGCCAGCCACAUACACUCUCUCCCGCCUGCGAUCUUCUUCACUGUCUUGAAACUGGGGCCACACGGAGGAGGAGGGAGUGCGGUGGAUGCAGCUCAAGUCUACUAUCGUUUUAAACUAACUCACGUGUAAGUCACCAUUACUGCUCUUAGCCUGCUGUGGAGCACACGGUGGACAACGUCGGUCACGACUGCCUCAUCUCUCCGCUCUCUUCCGUCAUCCUUGCUCUUGCCUCCAGCUCAGCAGUUCGACUACGACUGUGCGGGAAAACCCCAAGAAGAGCGGUGGGAUACCGAACGGUCUUUUCCGUCUAUUUUUUGAUUAGCUCCAUUUGGCGUAACUUGUUUGCUUCAGCAUCCUGACGUUAAUUUGUCUUGAUAAUGUAACAUACGUCUAGUUGUUCUGGGGCCUGUGUUUCUAAAUUACAUUUGGGUGCUACUAUGUGCAAUUUAAUUGCAGCUUUUCCACUAUAAUUUUUUCGAACAAAAGUACUUGUCAUCCUGAUUGAUUUUGCAGCCCCUCUCGUCGUCGUUUCUCACUCCAGAUCCUAAUUCUUUUAUUCUAAGCGGGCCUUCGAUUACCUUAAUCAGUAUUAAAAUUGUUGUAAAACGACUCGCUUUUUACACGGGCCGUUGGUAAAUUUCGUAAUUGUCAACAAUAAGUUCCUGGAAAAGUAACUGCUUUACAUGUGGGGGGAUUUAAAUUGACAGAAACAUAUCUGAGUAUUUGUAUUAACUUCUGAAAUAUUCGUUUUGUGUCAUUGUUCCAAGUCAACAUUUCGUAGGCCUACAAUUUUUUUAUGAUUGAAGAUUCCUCCGUUUACCGAAAUGCGCGUAGAUGUCAACCCCUUGCCUAACCUGGUCUACAUGAACGGGACGUCGAUUCCGUAGCAGACAGGACAGUUUGAACAAAUACCUCUUUAACAAAUAACCUCGUUAACAGAAAAAGGUCUGAACUAAGUGGACAAUGUUUAAUAUUUAUUACCAUUAAAAUAGUUUGUAUAUAACAAUGUCAGUAUUCACGCAAACAUCGUAUUUUUCACAAAUUAACGGACUUGGAGACUAUUCUGUCUGCGAAAAAAGUGUUUUAACCAACAUAUCGAACCAAUAAAAAAGACUCACAACAUCCGAGAUAUUGCCCAAUGAGCAUUUGAAUUUUGAUCGUCGAUUUUGAUCAGUUUCGCCACCUGUCGUGACUUUGUCGCAAUCCGAGUAUACAUGCUGUCUCGACAGCUCAACGCUCGCAAAAGACGAUGUUCACCGUGUGCCCCACAGCAUCAUGGGCGCGUAUUAAUAUAUAAUAAUCAUGAACUUGGGAAUCCUAUACCGCAUACUCUCCCUCUGCACCCACCUGGACCCGGUAUCAAAACAAAUUUAAACGGGCUGGAGGCGACUUCGGACGCAGCAUGUCUACCUGUGGCACACACACCUUAUUCGCGCACAAUGGACUAGGUUAUCACAGAAACGCGGCGGUGGCUGUCUUGGAUACGAACUGAGUGGCAAUGCCACAGAAGUCAUAUCAGAAAGGUGUCUUCGCGGUUUGAUUUUUCUUCCUAAGAGGACUGAAUUACCCCCUCGGUUGGGAGCCUUCCAAGACACGGACAUGAACACCUCUCGGGGAACGCUCGAGACACGAGUUUAGCCUACUUUCUGCUGCCGACUGACGCAAAUAUGAGGUAUCCGACCAAUCAGUGGGUCCUCCAGCCUUCUGGUACACUUCUUAGUUGUUCAGUUAUUUAGCACUUGAUGGACGGAAUAAUUGCAAAUCACCCUAAUCAGGAAAGUCUGAAGAUAUUUUACCGAAAAACCCAUUUGAAAUUAAAAUGAGAAUUUCUGGUCUAUUUGUCAUCGUUCCCUAGUCGAACUCGGGAAGGCCUACCCACUGCUAGUCCAGUGGAAAAUCAGACAUAACUGUUCCUUUUAGUCUUCUAUACUUUUAACCUUAUCGAUUGGUCGUCGACAUGACAGAUGAAUACCGCAGACGCAAGGCCAAAAUAACACCCAAACUCCGUCCUGUGGCCAGGCUAGUUCUUGGGGUUUUUCAUCGAAGACAUUCGUUCCUAUUUCUAAAAAUAACGGGCUUAUCUAUCUUGAACGGCGAUUCUGAGUCACCGGUUUUACUCCUUUCACGCAUGCGAUUGUACUAGUGGCUUUAAUGGUUCCUAAAACAAGUAAUAAUGCAUUUUGAUUUGUCUGAAUUGCUUGGUGGUUGGGAAAAGCACGGAGUGCUGAACUGGGGGCCCAUUUUCACUACCACUUACAGUACACUUCAAAGUAUAUUCACAGCAGUAGGUCGUUAAUAAAGCGGUUUUAACUUUAAAAUGUUGCUGAUAUUGAAUAAAAUUCUCUGAUCUUCCAUACGCAAGGAGCUCUGAACAAGCAUUUAAGUCAACAGAAUCUCACUGGUUUGUCUCAGUGCACAAAAAUGCUUAAGUAUUUUCAGGUUACUUAAUUUCUGAGUAGAGUUUGCGAAUUCAUAAGGAACCUUCUAUGGACUGAAAAGAGACUCGCUUUUGGUCAUGCUGAAGUGACACAGAAAUCGGCGGGAAAAGAAAGAGCAUAGUGCCUUCGUCUCUUUGAUAACUUUGCGUUUUUUGACCAUUUGAAUGAAUUGUGCAACCUAGAGGUAGACGUAAGCGGGUCAAACGACAUGUUGCAUUUCCGGUCGUUGGCUGUUCAUAACCCUUGUCUGACUGCCCCAAAGAAUCAGAAGCAGAGCAGCCGGUGUUGCUCUUUUCAGCGUUGCGUUAUCGGAGUUUUGUACUACAUGAGUCACUAUCCCGACUUCAUCUUCAAUCGUUCCGAUUCGGUUUUGCCGCCUAUAAGUGAUGUAGUGAUCAAAACCGACCAAACCCGGCUCCAGUGCAUUCUUUCCUCACUUCAAAUAAAAUGACGCUCAAGGCUGACAUUUAUUUCUGCCCUGACGAUGUCCGAUGAGAAUCCGUUAUAUACCGCCACAUGCAGGCCAGUCCUGCCCGCAUUUUUUUGUUAUUAUUAUUAUUAGUGAGGGUUUUCUUCUCCUGUAAAAUUAAUCCAAUCAUUUUUAAAUUUUUAAGUGGAGAUUUUUUCUCACCGCUCGCUAACCAUUUUUCUUAACGGACUACAAAUUCAGAAACCAUGAAUUGCAUUUUGUACACAUUCUGCCUACCUCGUCUAAAAUUCGCAUGUAAAUUUAUUUCUACUUGCUUUGAUGGGAUACCGAUGGGUCUUUAAUAAAAAAUUAUUAUUAUUAUUAUUAAAAUUGCCAUAACGCACAGAAAGGCCUGCCUCGUAAGGGGACCAGCUGGCAGGAUUGCUCGGCAAUUUUUUUGAACAAGGGUCAGACGGCGAUGACUCGAUCCCUAAUGUGGUCUUUACAGCACGUAUCACGUGUUCGAGCAUCGAACUCCUGCGUGGCGUGCGCUGGAUAACGGCCUUACGUUCGUAAGUUAUUGCGCCCAAUCUCAUACCCAACCAACCUCACCUCGACUGACCAUUACCAUAUGGGUAUAGGGCGAAAGCUUGAGGCCAAUCUAGCUUGGAUUCAGUGAUAAGAGUCAAUCGACGAAGUAACCCAAUCACCCUACAGACUGAAAUUCAGGCUACAAUGGGUCCUCAUUGAUGUUCUCAUCAAAGCACGCCUCUUCAAUAAAUGGUCUGAAACCCAAGUCGAAUUGGGCUAUUAGUACGUUUAAGAACCAGCAGAUAUGCAUAGCUGGCGUGAACCCUGCCUUUUACUACGUCAGCUACUGAACCCGAUCAAGUCGCAGUCUUAUUGAUCGUGUCGUGUCAUUGAGAAGACUAAAAGUGAGCAAAAUGAGUGUAGAUAUCCCUCACUACAAACAAAAAGAAGGGGAAUUCACCGAAAGAGGUUUAUUGUAGGUCUAACGCUCCGACUAAUGAUUUCAUCUAUCUGUCUAGGAAUGUCAGACCGCCAAAAUCUCUCCCCCUGUACACCUUUUCCCCUUUUGAAAUUCACGUACAUUUCACCGCUAUACCCUCUUUGAAGCGAUGUUUUUCGCGUGAGCGACGGACGAAUAAUCAUUAAUCAAAAAUAAGAGGGUUGCCAAUUUUAUAGAUUCACAGAUGACAAAAUAUUUGCUGUAAGAGACCUUCAUCGUAAACUGCUCCACCCAACUGUGUUGAAUAUUGUGGAGAAUUUCGUGUUAUCACUUUGAAUAGUAUACAUACUUAAGUGAAGGUUGGGGGGUUUCUUUAAUGCUUUUACUUCUCUGUGUAUGUGCGUGGAGUCUGAUUCGGUCAUUAGAGAAGAACGAACUCCGUUGUGACAAGGUAUGCUCAAACCUACGUCAAGUUGACUAUAACAGCUCUGGUAGGGGUCGGUACCGCUGUCCUGGUUCUAACUGUAAGCUCAAUGUGGGCUUUGCAAGUAAAUUAGGCCGCAGGAGGAUGCUGAAAUCGUUAGUGGGAAUGCAGCCAAAGCUAAAACAGUAAAGGACAACCUGGUGCUUCGGUUUAGAGGUAGGGUUAUUUUUCGGGUUUGGGUUAGUGUCAGGCUGAGAAUUAAGUUUAGGGUUAGGGUUUGUGUUAAGUUUAAGGGUUCCGGUUAGAGUUAGGGUUUGAAUUGCGGUUUAGGUUUACGUCUAAUCUUAAGGUUGGGGUUAGGGUUAACGUUACGAUUAGGGUAGGGCUACGGUUAAGGUUAGGGUUGGGGCUUGGGUUACAGUUAGAGUUAGGGUUUCAUCAGGGUAAAGGUUGGGCUUAGGGUUAGAUCUAGGGUUUGUGGUAGGUUUAGGGUUAUGUUUGACGUUAAGGUUAGGGUUAGCGUUAGGCUUGUAAUUACGUCAAGGAUUAGGUCUACUUUAAAGGUUAUGAUUAGGUUUACCAUUGUGUUUGGGGUAUUACUGCCCGGCUAUUCCUGACAACCAGGGCUUUUGCGGCGACUGUGGGCUUUCUUCAAUCUCUCGGUAGAUUUUUCACACAUCCGGUUCCCUUUUUCGUUUCAGCCUCGGCUACUUUCCCACUAACGAUGUCAACAUUCCCCUUCUGCUUACCUUUCUUUCCAUGCCCAUACUGCGCUUAGACUUGGGACCAGGACAGCGUACUCGACCCUUGCCACAACUCUUGUCAUUUGAGCAUUCGGAAUUGGGAAUAGAUUAAACCCUACGUUGCUGGAGUUUUCCGCACUGCGACGGUUCGACCAUCGUUUGCGGCGAUGUCCACCGCGUGCCUCACAGCAGGGUGAAGAAGGCACGGCGAGUUCCGCAUGAUCCAGUUUAUAGUGAUGGUAGACCUACACUGCACCUACCGCGCUCUCCCCUCCUCGCCCCACCUGGGCCCGGUGUCAAGGCAUAGUCAAAAAGACCGGAGGCGAGGGAGGGCGCAGGUGGAUAGCACGGUCAAGCCCGCACCUUGGCGCUCCACUCCAUAUUCUAUGGUCAAAACAGCAAAUGACUAGGUCUUUUUAUAGCCAACAACCACAAUGGGGGUGGGGGAUGGUACUGCCGAAGCCACACCUAGGCUUGCCGUCACAUCCAACUCGGAUCCCACGGAGCGGGAGUGCCAUAAAGGCCACAUUAUGAAGGAGCCAUUGCAGUCUGGCUCUUAGACCACCAGCCGACCACUCCACACAACACUGGGCAGACUGCGAGCUCCAAGUUAUCCCGUCAGUUGGCAACCUUACAAGCCACGGCUUUUAGCGCACCGUGAUAGCUUCGAGCGCGUCAGAUUGUUUAUAGUGCGGAGCAAAAUGCGCUCAGUCGUCGACCUUACUCCCCCUUUCCAUUCCCACGCCUCAGUCACUGUUCAAGCCCGUCAGUCGACUUGGGCGGGCAAUGGGCGCGGUGGCUGACAUGGUCGACUGACCUUGUCUGCGCCCGCCACACGCAAGACAUAGCCCCCCAAACACAAGCACCAAGACUUCACAGCCGCGUACAUCUCACAUGCGUGAGAGUGCCGCCGGCCACGUUAAGAAGGAACCGCCUUAGACUGGCUCUCAGCCGAUCAGUCCAAAACUCCACACAUACACACCCAUCUGGGCAGACUGCAUGGACUGAGUUGGGGCGUCAGUUGGCAGCCUUCCAAGCCACAGCGCUUGACGCGCCGUGAUAACCUCAGACUCGGAUUACACAGGCAGCAAAGAACCAAUAUGGAGAAGGGGCCGAGACGCACACUUCCCACUUGCGUGGGAGGUGGCAGUUAGAUACUGGUGGUGGGUGAUGGUAUUGUGUUGGUGGGGGAAGGUGUGGUGGUCUGGUGUAGCCGACGGUGUUCUGGUGAAAGUAAUUCUCACUACCGUCCGACAAAGUGACAGCGGCCUGACGAUUAGUACUUACAAACCUAUUUGUUUCUAUAACCAGUGAACUGAAGUCAUUUUUACCUUGCACGAAUCCUCACAGGUGUACGGCUUAUAUGAUUUCAACGAGACGAUAUUUCGAUGUUGCGUGCAAUGGGUCUUUGCAAUAAAAUGAACAGACUGUCGUGAAUAAAUAAAUAGCAUCUCGUGCAAAGUACAAAAAGGAGGAACGAGCCGGGAGGAGGGCGACCUAUACAUAACAGCUGAAAAAGUGUAGUGCUACGUGAAAUAUCUGCAGGAAGCAGUAGCACUAGAGAUCUUAAAGACAACAACUCGCAUUGUCAUCGAGAGUCUCUUGCCAUUCGCUUAUGGGAAGCUUCGGCGAAUACCGGUGUCGAUGAAUUACGAGGAACAGCGAAUACGUUUGGUUGGCGAUCGAACAUCCCGAACAAACCGACGGCACAAUGUGAUCUUAUCCAGCAAAUAGAAGUAUAGCCUGAUUGAUUCAACCAGUUAAAAUAAUUACCGAAAUGACCUUAGUAUACAGGUCCAUGACGGCGGUAGACAAUCGUCCGGAGGCGUUGGGAUGGCCUGCGGAGAUUUUAUUCCGCGCAAAAAGCUGGAAUCCUCACCUUUACAGGAAAAGUAGAACGCUCAGCCACACAUUCAGACAAAUCCUGCUUAACUGAUGCCCCUUUUGAAUCAAUGCGGUGGUUGACAUGCGGUGUUUCAGGAUGACAACUGUGAUAUACAUACGGCCCAGAGGACGAGACAGUAGCUAUGAUGACAGCAAAUGGCUAAUGCCCUGGCUGUCUUUGAGCCCCGACUUAAGAUCAACCGGUAUUCUACGUAUUACUACAUAGGCUUGCGUUUUGCAACAGCUAAACAUACCCAUCGAUGAAUCGAGUGAAAGAGAUUGUUAAGCGAGCGAAGAGUGCACCGAGUGAACCAGGACUUGAAAACCUAAUUAACAACAUAUAUGGAUGUUGAGUCGUAACCCUGACAAGAAAUAGAUGCCACAUGUCUAAACAGUGACUCCAAAACCCGAGUGGCUUAAAAAUUGUUAGACGACCGACAAUUAAUCGUUCUUAUUUCCUAUUGUAACAUUGAACCAUUCGUGGUAAACCACGGGUUGAGUUAAAAAAUUGUUACGUCUUACUUUCCUGUGCAAAGGGCUGGACUGAUUUGCGUGACAUCUUUGAAGAUCUAUUUAAAAAUCAGGCAGUUUUAAAAUCGCGGCGCAGAUCCCGCCGUCGAUAUCUUGCUUGUGCUACACGACAUUUAACGUACAUUUACGCACUAUAACCCCGCUAACGUGCACGUAGUCACUACUGUCGGGAUAGUCGUGGUCAACAUAGAGACUCAAAAGCCUAUUUCUCGAUACCUCUUUCCUCCUCUUCAAGGAUCCGUCACCAGAGUGGCUGAACUUGCCACUGUGACCAGCCGUCUGUUUCAUUUCGCCGGUGGUUUUGGUGGUGGCAAAUUUCGACGGCAUUGGUGGCGCACUGGGGACGGCGAUGCAGCAAUCCCCGAUGUGUCGAAGACUUCGACCAAUUGUUCCUCCCUCUCCUCCGUCUCCCCAAUGCCAUCACCGCAGCAGACCCAGGUGCAACCCAUCGUCUGUGGUCCAACACUCGUCCCGACAGAAUCGCCUGCGACGCAGUCCACCCUCUCCGUCCCUACAAAGUCUUCCCCCAAACUGCCUCAACGACCCCAAAUGCCUGUUACUGCCUCUGUUGAGGCUCCAACCAGGAUCCCGGACCAGCCUGUAGGCCCUGUUGAGGCAUGUUCUAAUGUCUACCUCGAUUAUUUUUUUCAUUAAUGGGUCUACUCACCUGCUUUAUUUGAGCCAGGUUUGAAUCCGACAGAGAUGGUGCAUUUUUGUUGUCGGGACAGGAGCAUAUUUAAAUGUAUGGGACUCGUAGGCUUACUGACAGUCCCUAAGAAGGAUAAAACUACGACACCUAUGACAGAGUAGUCGUUUAUUCUCCGCGUUGAAUAAAGAAAGACUCAAGGGAUUGUGUUUAAAGCUACUAAAGACAAUAAACCGCGGACAUCUGUUUACAAAACUUCUUGGACUUCGACGAUCAUAUUUCAAUCAAGAAGAUAAGUCACGUGCGUCUCAUAACAAGCUUAUCAAUAAGGCGUUUGAUUAACGUUAGUUUUGAUGCUAGGCCCGUAAUUUAUUUAGCUACUAUGGCUUUUGAAUGCAAAAUACAUUUGGAUUUCCGGCUCAGAAACUGAGUUUGUUAGUUUUUAUUCUGCAACCAUAUGAUACUUGGCUUGAUAUUUUCAGGGCUAGCUAGUCUUCGAGACGAAGUGGCAACUAUUACGCCGCCGUAUCGGUCUUCUGUUUAUAGGAAUUUUGCUUUUCUACCACAGCAAAACAACUGUUCAGAUGAAACCAGACUCGUCUUGCGAGUCAGUGAAGUCAAUACACGGUAAGACGGGCGUUUAAUAAGCGUGGCUACAGUGUCUGGGGAAUAAAACACCAAUAGAGCAUUCGGGAAGUUGAUGGCUCUAUCUUGUCUCUGGCAAAAAGUUUACGACUUUGCAAGUAUCAUAUUUUCGGGAUCUUGAUUUUAAAAAUAUUGAUUUUCCUGCGAACGCACAUCAGGCAUUGACUUUGAAUAAUCAACAGCUGGCGCGAAAGCUGGAUUCUUGAAGGCAGAAUCAGGUUUCAACUGUUAGCUAAUUUUAUAUCCCACGCAGUUUCGCCGUUCUGCAACAGAAAACCAUCAAAACGGGUCCAAACCGUCUUGGCAUCGGGAACAUGGUGAAGUUUGUCAUGUGUAUGCCCACAUCCAAUGUUUCAAAAGCCUACAGGCACCUAUCGCCAGUGAGCCUAGUACAACGUCCUGCAUAAUGUAAAUGAUACUAUCCCUGCCGAGAUACCACUGUCUCCGAAACUGUCUACUCUAAUCGCACUGCGGAGGGACGGUUGUUGUCCGCAUUGCAGACGACCUUCCUGUUUCCUGUCGGGGGACAACCUUUGGGUGUUAAACGUAAUUGCUUCCGUCUGCAUUCUCUGCGUUUGUUGGUUCCAUUCUUGAGCAUGUUGUCCUUGUUUCGCGUUUGCACUCGUCCGCGUUCUUAUGGUCUUUCGUAGAAUCGGCAGUGUCUACACACCCGUUUAUAUCUGCCUAGAAGUCUCCACCAGCAGCGUUAACGCACGACCUGUGUCCGGGCCCGACUUAAGCCAAAAGGUUUCGGGCUUAACGUUCACCUUAGAUUCUCCUCCACCUACGUUUAUGCCCGAUAUAUGUUCAUGCCUACCCUUUUUCAUGCUUUUACUGAAUUUGCCACGACUGCACCCGAUUCGAGCUGCACUUGUAGGACUUGAUAGGACAUAGAGAGGGCCACCCAAGGACUGUUGGAGUCUAGGUUGAACUGGUUUCUAGCUGCCCCUCUUUACCCACUUACUGGCUCACGGCAUGCAGUGCCUCAGCUGUCGUACGCCCUCCCAAGAUCAUGGCUACUGCUGUGUAUACAUGCUGCACAUGCAGAUGGAGCUUUUGCGCCAGGCCAGGCUGUGCGUCCAACCAGAUUACUAGCCGACGACAUGUUAGACAGCCCACUGGUGCUUGGAGGGGAAGACAGGCGGGGCCAGUUUUGUGCGUCCAGUUAUACAGAUAUUACCUUUUUCAGUAAAUGAGGACAAUAUAGGGGAGCAAUAAAAGAUGGGAGGAAGAAUGCUUGAUUCAGCAAAGUGUCACAUCAACGGUUGUGUUUCGGAAAACAAAACUACUGCUAAAGGCUGGCUGAGUGCGAAGCGCCCAGCAUGGCUGUGGAAAGGCGAAGCUAAGAGCAUACACAGCUCCAUCCUCUCACACAUGGUUAACUCUGGGCAUCGUGUGGGUCCCAACGAGGCCUUCCCUGUGAUUUACAAUAUCCCACCUGCCAACAGAAGCGAAGAGACGAGUCCCAGUAUGCAGUCUUGAAGAAGGAGACACGAUCGCGGGGACAAGAGCUUUAUUAGCCUGACAUUUCGGAUUCCUGCUCGAACCCAUCAUCAGAGACAAGGCAUCCAACAUCCAACGCAUGUGGUGAAGUUGCAGCAAUUAACGACGCGAAUAUCGGCUAUAACACCACGUGCAACGAUCCCUGAUGAAGGGGGAGGGGGGCGUGAACAUUCAUAGGUAUGCGGUAGCAUGACUACUGCAUCCUAUAAAUACUGCAGCCCCUUAUGCAUGAACCACCCGUAUAUGCUUUGUCUCUGAUGAUGGGUUCGAGCAGGAAUCCGAAACGUCAGGCCAAUAAAGCUCUUGUCCCAGCGAUCGUGUCUCCUUCUUCAAUAUCCCACCUAACUAUCCUAAGCGAAUGGGUCAACGCCUACUAGCAACAGCAGAAGCGGCUGUCAUCAGGCUACAGAGGCCGGUCCUGUGCGCGCAGAAGAACCUCUUGCACGCUCAGCGUCUGCAUGUCUCCGUGCCCCGUCCCCCCCUCUCCCCCCCCUUUCGACACGUCUCUACCUAACCCUCAUUGUCACUGCCUCCUUUCCCUCCCUUCUCCUUCUCUAUUCCCUUAACCCAUUUGUAUGAAAAGACGAACUGUAAUCAAUUGCACUUAUCACUCACACGUUUCAGUUUGUACCUCGAUGAGGAUUUAUUGGAAGCACGCGUGUGCUCGCCAAAUGCUCUUCUGAAUUGCCCCGUGGGAAUUUUCGCAGCUAUAUGUUCUAUGUGACACCAGGGCGACACUGUAUUUGUUGGUAUUUGAAAUGAUACAUUAGUUGGGAAAUGUUGCGGCUAAAAACCACCCCUCCUGAUGGUUUACUCGUUACCUCCGUUCAUGAGUUCGGGGUCUCAGCAAAACGAACACACCAGAGGGGCGGAACGGUGUUUCGCCACCAGCGGGAGUUGCCCCAUCCUCCUCACUGCUACUGUGCGAUACCGCGAUACGGACAAUGCAAGCGAGAGGAGAAGCCGUUGGCACCCAAACGCCGUUCUCGAAGGAGGAACGGGGAUGUAGACACCCUACGGACGGCAGCCUCUCGCAACGCACUGACAACCUUGGAGACAACGGCACCCGAGCGUAGGUUGUGCCAUUUAAAUGCCGUGGGGCGUGGUACUAAACAGAUCGAUGACAGAAGCAGAACAAAAUAAUGACUCCUGUGGUCCCCUAUGCUUUUUUGUCCGAGGACGCGCACAUUUGUUUCGCAUUGGUUUGGCGAAUUCGUGACCCGGUGACUUCGUGUUGUUUCCGGGACAAGGCGUUCUGAGCCAGCCCCGAAAUAUUGAUUUACAUUUGAGUUGAAGACAGUCGAAUUCUGCCGAAUGAGCACAUAGUUCCCUAUCAACAGACCAGUACCACUAACAGAAUAAUUUUACGGGACAGUCACCGUUUCUUCCUUCUAAUAUAAACGAUAGCUAAAGACCCAAGCAUGUGUUUCGAAGAUGUCCCUGCGCGUGUCUAGUACAGCCACCCGUUAUUCGGCUCAGAUUUAUUAUCUGGUUCUAAGCAGAAAAAUUGUAUAGCUUAAUUAGGUUGUUGAAAAUGACUUCAGAUAAAAAUGCUUAUUGGAUUGAUAUUUAAGUACCGAUUAUUUUUAACGUAGUCCUUGCGCAACCUCGCUCGUAGGAUAUCUUACGUCUACCUGAAAGUCUUUCAAACUACAUUUUUAAAUUACGCACGGUAGAAGGACUAUUGCUUAAGUUGCGUGACUUUUUCUAAAGACGCUCGGGAUUUGUAUUAAUAUGGUUAUAUUUCUUUAUACGGCUGAGCAAAACAGUCCCUCAGCUACUCAGUUUCGAGAGCAAUACUUCCAAAGACAAUUUGAUAGGGAAGUGCAGUAAUGCGAAUCUACGGAACCCUCGCGUUGAUACUUCGUAUAGUCGAAUAUCUGAAGACUAAUUGGAGACACUUUAAAUUUACGAGGCUUGAUACAACUCUAUUCUGCUGGACUGUGAUCUUAAGGAGUUCCAUCCGGGGAAACUCCAAGAAACACGUAAAAUUGUUUUCAGGUUUCGUAGAAAACUGAAAGAAGAGGAAAGAUUUUCGGCGCAGAAUUUUUGAUAUAUGCAAAAAUGCUUAUUUUUUUUACAAUGUCAGAAUACUUGAAUUUUUGGAUACCCAAUUUCAACUUCAAAUAUAAGGAGUGAAUUUGGCCCCAUUCCUUCUAGGAAAUGUAACUUGGUCUAUAAGGAAACCAACGUCACCCAAAAUCAGUGGAUUUUGCGAUUUGACUAACAUAGCUUGUCGGAGAAAUUUCCAGCUUAAGACCACCUAUUGGCCGUUUAUUACAAAACCUUCAACUAUGUUCCCGGAAAACGCGUGCUGAUGGAUUUAUGGGAUCGUCUUUCGUAGUUGAAAGCAUGUGAGGAUACCAUAAAUCUCCAGAAUUUUCCUUCCACUUAGACGUUUGAUCUUGGUCCUAAACAGCCGAAUUCUUGAGAGGUAAUUUGAGUUUUUAUAGUAGGUUAUGAUCAUUUCUGUCAUAAAGUUUUCUUUUCGAACCUGAACUGUAGUUCAAUGAUCACGAUGCAAAAGCUUGGCAUUCCGCCAUGCAGAAUUCUAUACGUCUUAUUCGCUACCAGGAGAAAACACUAUUUAUUGUCUCAGUUUGUCUUUAUAAACUGAUUUAUGAUAUUUUAAACUGAAUUCACGUUGAACACCAGUGCUCAUCACCGUCUGCUCAUGCUUAUCUAUUAUCGUCCUUUAUAGCGCAUAUGUGUUUGUUUUUGGAAAUUUCGCCUUAUACUAUAUUGGUUUUGCCGGAAGUUCUUAGAGUAAUAACGUAGUAAAAUAGGCGAAUAUGGGGUCAAAUAAGGCGGCUAGGUUCGCCACCGUUAAGUUGCAGCAGUCUUCUGAACCUGUUAUAGAAAUACACUUCCACAUUAAAAAAGUGUCGCUUGGUGGAAAUGCCCGUGCAAAAGCGUCUUUAAAACGGCUAGAAAAGCCUGAGUCACUGCUUUUAUUGUAGUUUGAGUCCCACUUAGGCAGUCUGAUAGCGAGGUUUUUAUUAUAAAUCUAUUUAUUAUGGACCAUAACAGUUCGAUUAUAAUGGCUUAAUCUUGUGUUUACAUACUAUAUUUAGGGUAUUGGUAUUCAGAGGACCUGUUGAGAAUCAUUGGUAUUGUGAUUGAUUAUUUAGAAUGCGGAAUCAAACGUCUAAAUUAAUAAUUUUAGACUAUCUAUCUGACGAAGUUUUGAAAAAUGUUGUUGAUGUUAUUUCACCCGUUCGCCGAUGUGAGUAAAUAAAAAUGGACAAAAACCCUCACAACACGGAAAUUGUACCCCAAGCACCACCAAACUGGUUACAAUAACAAACUGACCCUUUGUAAAGUAAUAUGUAGUAUUUGUAUUGCGUAAAAGUUUAAAGAAAGGCGAAAAUGUGAAGAAGGCGUAUUCUAGAAAUUAUUAGGGACGCCGCUUAUAAAUUAAUAAAUAACCGCGUAUUGCCUUUGCCUGCAGCGCAUUGCUCGGUACACCUUGAAUCGAGUUGGCAGGAUUGUUGGUGAUGAUGAUCUACCGGAAUCCAUGAAAUUCAGGAAUAUCAUGAAAUCCAAAUUGUAUUUAUCCUUUAAUAGAACUACGCCUAAAUGCCUGCAGGACGUUGAUGAUCCUACUCGAUACUCCGAAGUCACCGGCCUUUUGCCUCACUAAACCGACAAAUGUAAAUCUGGCAUCUGUGUCUUUGAAAUAUCUAAACAAGUUCGUGAGGUUGAACAUACGAAUGCUAUAAGCAACUCUGUAAUGGUCGCAAAUUUUGAAAAUUGCAUUAAAGUGCGUCUGUCCAUGGCCCAUGUAUUGGUAGGUUUGCUUGACUAAGAUUUGUAUCAUCUCAUCAUUUCAAAGAAUAUUACGCUUGACGCCCCCAAGAGUUUGCACUAAAAUUUAAGUCUGUGAGAAUUUUAGUAUUUUUUACGAAAGGUCACGUAUUAGCGUGCACGGGAAUUUUCCCGGCAAGGUAGACGAAAACCUUGUCCAUAGUAAAUGUAUUGUCUGUGGCCUGAAACUCAUACUCUGGUAAUGCACUUCUCUCAUACAGUGAGUGACCGAUCUCAUGAAAUAUUGACCAAAAUUCUGAAAUGCGUUUUUGAUUGGGAAGGAUUACUUAGACGCCGUUCUAAAACAGAUUAUCCCCCGGCAUAAUCCUAUAAUAUUUUGGACUCGGCAAGAUGUCAGCUUUUGAAUGCAUUGCUUGUCAACCUCCUGUAGAAACCGUACCCGGUAAAAAAUGACUACUUAAGUAGUAUGCCUUUUUCGCACUGCUUUUCGAUGGUCUUAUAAAUUCAAAUAUAUUUAUAGAAGAUAUGCAUAAAAAACAUUCUUUUUAACUCAUUUAAUGGAGACUCACGUAACCUUUAUAUUUUAUACUUGAAGAAGGCGUGUAUUUAGGUUUUAAAAAAGUUUCUAAUUAUGAGAUUUUUGAGACCGUUCAGUGUCCAUUCAUACAUCAUCGCACCUUCCCGUUUGCCACUGCUUCUCAUGAAAUGUACAACAUAGUCCGGAUCCAUUGCAAAAUUUUGUGGAUUCCAUAUGGUAUCUUUUUAAAGGGAUAGAAGAAUAUACGAUUUUCCUUACGCGGAAGGCAUGCACCUUGUAGACUAAAAUCACUAGGCACUGAUGUAACGUCAGAUCAGGCUCCAAAUUAAUCAGGAAUUAGAAAACUUUCUUAAAACCUAAUUAUACUCCUUGUUCAAAUAUAAAAUAUAAUGGUAACGUAAUUCUCUAUCAAACGGGGGAAAAAGAAUAUUUUAUGCAUAUCUUCUAUGAAAUAUAUUUGAGUUUAUAUGACCAUCGAAAAUCAUUGCGAAAAAGGCAUGCUACUUAAGUAGUCAUUUUUUACCGUGUACGGUAUCUACAGGAGAUUGAAAAGCAGUGCAUUUAAAAGCUGACAUCUUGCCGAGUCCAAAAUAUUAUAGGAUUAUGCCGGGGGAUAAUCCGUGUUACAACGGCGUCUAAGUAAUCCCUCCCAAUCAAAAACGCAUUUCAGAAUUUUGGUCAACAUUUCAUGAGAUCGGUCACUCACUGUGUGUUCCUCUAAUAAAAGAUGCACUCGUCGUCCGUCCAAUAUGCAGACAGCCUUGUCGUCAUCAUCAGAAUUCCUCUGCUUAAACCUGGAGUGAGCAUAGUAAGCGAAAGGCACUACUCCAUACCCAAGCUGAAGGCGAUAUAAUUCAGAACAAUCGCUUAAUUGAGUAAAUAAACCAUACCUUGAAAAUAAGUACAAGCCAUUUCAUGGUUUGAAUGAGAGUGUCACUCCGUAGAGACGCCUUUCUAAGUUGCAAACAAUUUGGUUUUACUGGCACCUAGGCGUUGCAACUGAACGCUCACUUGAUCCCGCGAAAGUAGUUUUCAAUUUUAUUCUCAUUUGCACGAUUCUUUUCUUUUGAACACGCACUUUUAUGGCCCUCAUUUUCUCUAAAUGGAAGACUUCUAGUGAAUUUUUUGUCAAAUAUUAUUGCCAGAGGAAACCAACUGUGAAACAACAAUAUUUGGCUAGUCAUUUCAAUCAUAAUCUAAUCGCCUCCAGUAAUGACCGAAAAUCUGAUUUAAGAUCCUGUUGGAUAUUGAUCAUAAUUCUUUACCCCUUAGGUCACUGACUCGUACCGUGUUAGUCGUGGCCAGAAAUAGUCAAGUUUACGUAUAAAUGGCGCUUUUCUACUCAGGCUGAUUGUGGGACCUAAUGUGGUCGUCUCGUUCUUAUGUGAUUACUUAAGCAAAUUCUAUACUGCAACACAGUAAAAAAAGCGGUGCUCAUACUACAUUCUGUAAGCAAAAAAGGCCGGUGAAUUUUUAUUUUUACUUGACAAUGAAUAAUAUUAGAUCUAUGUCGUGUUUGCAAUGAAAGUGAUCAAAACUAUGCUCAUUAUUGUGCCCUUGCCGAUUUUUCUAUUACGACCUCUCCUUCCUCUCCAUAUUACUCUGCGAGUCGUUACUGGUAGAAAAGCGCGCUCUCCCUUGAUUUAUAUUUACUAAUUUUCAUUGCGCAUUUCUUAUCAAAUUCGCAGGACGUUUGCAGCUUUUCUGAGACUGGCAAGUCGCUAUACACGCCCGUCCUGGUCAAGUCUUCCAGCCGUUGUUCAUAUAACCGGUACCGCGCCGUUCACCGUCGGCAGCUAGAUGCCAUGCUACGACGUACGGCCUGGUUCCUCGACUCUAAUACCUUCCCGCAGUCCACAUCUUCUGGGCCAAUCGGAGACUGCGAGGACCGCCAUGGUACCAAUCCCCAAGUGCUCAUCUCGUUUGCGUCAGCCGGCACCGAUACCUGCCGCUGUCGACCAUCCGAAACUAUCCAUGGUCUUUCCCUGCCCCCGUCAAUCUCUAUAACUCAGACAUCUGCAGUUUCCCUCUUGGAUUUUGGACAAGACAGAGAUGACGGGACUUGUGUGUCGAGCACCUACCGCGAAUUUGCGGCCUCCGUCGGCGAACUAGAGGCUUCGGACGGUGCUUGGGCAGGAACCGGCUUCCGAGGCCCACCGAAUCUUGCGACAUUUACUGGGCAGCAUCUAUACCUCGGAACGACCGCACACAGUCUUAGUACGGCAACUGUUCGCAGUGCACCCACGCGUCACGUAUCACCUGCCAUCUCACCGGCUUACGAGCUCCAUCCUGAGCCCAUACGCUGGACCCGACCCAUCUCGGCGACGGCAAGUGAAACGGGCUCUUUCCUCGAAAAGUCCCAUAGUCCAACCUGAACUCUUGCCUACCACCGAAGACACUUAGUUAUAAAAGUAUUGUGUUUACCUAUAUUUUAGUCAAAAAUGGGUAAGACUGGCCUAUUGUUAUUCCCCCCACUAAUUUCCCUACAGCCAUCUGUAAUAUGAGAGUGGUGGAAACAGGUGUUAUUUGGGGGAAAGGAAUAAAAGGCGGCAGCCAAUAAUCCAAAAGCUGAUGAAAGCGGAAAUUUCAUAUUUCUACUGUUCUCUUGUUUAAGUUUUUCACUGUGAACUCAAAAAGGGCGUCCACUGUAUAGGAGUGUGUUAGUUAGAUUGAUGGGGGUAUUUGUUUUUAAAACUUCACACCAGCUAGUCUUAAUCCUUUCAACCUACUGGUCAGUUGUUCUCCAGAAUCAACCCCAAAAGUGAACCUCGAAUGUGUUCUCCCGCCGUCUGGCACAAAUUCCGAGGCAGCACGGGCCUAACGAAUCUUACAUGUUACAGAUUAUAAAGUAAUAAGAACACCAUUCCAAACAGAGGAUGACGGUGACUGGGUUGAGGGCCAGCUGGCCUACAAUCGGCUUGCCAUUGCAUCUCAAACGCUAAUAAUGCUUGUAUGAGUAUAGUUAGUGCGAAAUGCACGGCGAAAAGGGAACGAUAAUAUUAGUCAUUAGGAAACCACGAGUAUGAACUGCACGCUGAAAAAAGGAUGCUAGGGUUCGAAGUGUAGGCGUGUAAGUGUUCCGACCGGAAACCACUGCCUACCUACCGAGGUUAAAUAAAUAACAAUCACGCAUACACGAAUCCUGGGGAUAGUCUUAAGUCGGUCAUACGCACAAUUAUUCCCGAAAGAUUUUGGGAAGUUAAUCGGUCAGCUUGUGUCCAAUACCGUAGAAAUACAUAGUAUUCAGCAAUGGAGAAUGCCAGCUAGCAAGGCGCUGGUAAAUGUCUGUCUGACCCACCUGGUAGAUCCUGUCUGGGCAUUACAUGCGCUGUAUGCGUGCGCAUCUUUUUGUGUCUGGUUCAGGUUACUGGCCAGGGUUAUGCUUUGCUGACCGAAGACGAAGUAGGUUUAAACCAGCGCCGGACCAGACUACCCGAAUCUCUACCGAUGUCCUCUCUGAUGGUAAGGACAGCUAUGAUCUUACCAAUAAGCGGUCAAUUUUGCAGUCAAAUGGAGGACUGAAAAAGUCAUGGAGGUGGAUAGCAUUGGAAAACACAUCACAAGUUCGGUUGCUUAUCAAGAAUAGCAAUCUUAAUCGAUUCAAACGGAUUUUAAAGAGAGAAGGAAGAAGUGAAAAUCCUGUGACUUCCUGUGAAACUUCGGUCUUAUUAAAUAAUCUAGAUACGAAAAGAAAAAUCUAGAAGCAUUGCGGACAAAGACAUAAGAGAACUCAGUCACUAUUUCGGGCUUAUUUGCCAUCUUCAAUCAAACCUACGCCGGGCGCCAGGAGGACUUGAGUUUUACACCCCUGUUCAUUUGGUUAUUUGGCUUAACGGAAAACUCGGUAAGAUACGGGUUCACCUGAUAACUUGGCCAUACAUAGCGUGGUUACCUACAUGUCUGGUUUGUCACGGAAGGCACUAAUAAAUUAAAAACUGCAUUGGAAGAGAGGAAUACGGAGAGGUUUGUAAAGUACUCCAAAGGCAUCACUGGAUCUCUCAUGUCCAACUUACUUUUUAAGGGUAGUGUUAGAUUAACUCUCAGGGUGGGGUUUCGGGUAGUAACACUGGUUUUUCACCUUGGAUUGCAUUUCAAUGCUGAUCUUCGCUGAAAUUACUUCGCAGUAUUCAAGUGCAACCCUGUGGAACGUUCAUUGACAAACACAAAAUGUUCAAGCUUGUGAGAACGAGAGUGAGGAUGAUUGUGAAUACGAUGAUGAUGAUGAUGAUGAUGAUGAUGAUGAGGAGGAGGAGGAGGAGGAGGAGGAGGAGGAGGGGGGGGAGGAGGAGGACAAGGAGGAGCAGGAGGGAGAGGAGGAGGAGAAACGAUAA
Messenger RNA from Spirometra erinaceieuropaei, 81022 nucleotides. The record is from the annotation of a GenBank genome assembly. NCBI's taxonomy places the organism in Eukaryota, Metazoa, Platyhelminthes, Cestoda, Diphyllobothriidea, Diphyllobothriidae.